GUCUGCCAAAGUUACAACAUAGAAAGGCCUCCAGCUGCCAAAUUCUCUCAGUGUGGGAUGAGACCAAGCUGAGUUCCUGAAACCAAGGACCCUGCACACCACCAUGGCUACCAAGCCAGCAUAUAUCGCUGCAGAUGUAGUAGAGAAGUACUUAGGCUAUACAACUCUGAUCCCACUGCUAGAGAGGGCACUCAUUAAUUUUUCCAGUGGCAGGGAAGGUGGUGUUGUCCAACCAAUCCGGACCAUUGUUCCAGUGAGUAAGCACAAGGGGUAAGCAUAUAGUUAUACUGUAAUCCAUUACUCUAAUGAGUCUUAACCUUUUUUUCUUUAAACAGAGAAACAAAUUGCAUAAACUGGUGCCAUUCGGGAGCAUUGGGACCACAAAAUCUGGACACUGAACAUCAUACUGUAUUUAUCAAUAUCCAGAUGUUACACUAGCAUGAAUGUGCUUCAAAUCUCACUGUGUCUGGAUGCAACUAAAUUAUUAUUACUGCCAUUUAUAUAGCGGCAGCUUAUCCCGCAGCGCUUUACAAUGUUAUAAGGGAAAUUUAGCAAUAAAUGCGACAAAGACAACAUGUUACAGGAACAAUAGGUAGAUGAGGACCCUGCUUAAACGAGCCGGCUGAAACCCAGAACCGAAUGUUGGAAAUGUGCAACCAAAUGCUCAGAUGCAACAGAAAUAGCCAAUCUCUGCCUGUAUAUUUAGUUAGCAUUAUGAUGGCUAAUUCUAUUAGAGAAAGGGUUAACUCAGUGUGAGUGUUCAAAUGCCCCAAAUAUAAAAGCGUAUUUAUUAAGUAUUUAUUAAAAUGUAUAUUAAGGCACUAGUUUAUUUAUAUUAUAUAUUUAUUAACAUUUCAUUAAUCUUUGCUGUGUUUUAACUCUUUGCUCACUGGCAGAGCAAGCAACUAGAGCAGAUUUCUGUCGGUUCACUUGUAAAAAGUUUAUAUUGUGGGUUUUUUGUGCAAUCUACCUGGUUUGUUGAGAGUGAAUCUGGCUGAAAUCUGGUGUUUGAUAAAUAUGCAGAUUCUAUAUUUUCUAUAGGAUUUGCUUGUGACAAUUACUGCAGACACUGGAUAUUAAGAAAUGAGAAGUACAUAUUCCAUUGAAAAAACAGGAUCCCAGUAAACAUGAGCAUUACCCCCACGAAUCCAACAAUUUAAAUGAGCUAAUUGAGUUAUUCUUCAAUUGAAAUAUAAUGCACUAUGGCAUGCUACCAAAUUAGGCUCUACUCUGAAGAUUCUGCUCUGCACUGUUAAGGGCAGUGUUGUUACAGUAACCAAUUUAUUGUGAACAGAUUUAAAGGACCACUCUAGGCACCCAGACCACUUCAGCUUAAUGAAGUGGUCUGGGUGCCAGGUCCAGCUAGGAUUAACCCAUUUUUUUAUAAACAUAGCAGUUUCAGAGAAACUGCUAUGUUUACAAAUGGGUUAAUCCUUCCUCCAAUUCCUCUAGCGGCUGUCUCAUUGACAGCCGCUAGAGGCGUUUGCGUGAUUCUCACUGUGAAAAUCACAGUGAGAGCACGCAAGCGUCCAUAGGAAAGCAUUAUAAAUCUCUAGUCAAUAACCCUGCCUUUGUAGACAACUAGGUUGCAAUUCCUUUAACCCCCUUAAGGACACAUGACAUGUGUGACAUGUCAUGAUUCCCUUUUAUUCCAGAAGUUUGGUCCUUAAGGGGUUAAAGUCCAGAUUCGUAGAUACAUAGUUGUCUAGGCUGCAAAAAAGACUAAAGUACAUCAAGUUCUGUGAAACCCAUUCUGUUUUGCUGAUGAUCCAAAAGAAGGCAACACAUAAACAAAUACAAAAACAAUUGCAACUUUUUCUAGUUCAGCAAAAUCCUUCUUUAACCCCUUCAGGACGGAGUCAAUAGUACACGUUCUGAUCAAAACAAAAUGUAAACAAAAACUGGAAUUUGCGCUAUAUGUCUGUUCACCCGUAAUUCACCUCUUUCAUAUUAUGUGCACCCACACUUAUUAUAUAUCAUUUUGUUCAGGAGAAACUGGGCAUUAAUUUCUCAUGAACUAUUCAUAUUUGAAACAUAAUUUAUUAUGAAUAAAAUUUAAAAAACUGUGAGAAACUAAGAUUUUUGUAAACAAUUGUAGACAUUUUUGCUGUAAAUUUUAUAAUACUGUUAGCUUUAACUGCAAAAAACACACAUAUUUGGAUUCAGCAAAGUCUCACGAGUACAACAGUACCACCCCGUUAACAGUUUUUAGGGUGUUGUGGAAAGUUAAAGGGUCAAAUAUAGCACAUUCCAUUUUUCAGUUUUUUCAAAUUGAAAUUCGCCAGAUUAGUAAUGUUACCUUUGAGACCGUGUGGUAGCCCAGGAAUGAGAUUUAACCCCAUGAUGGCAUACCAUUUGCAAAAGUAGACAACCCAAGGUAUUGCAAGUGGGGUAUGUCCAGUCCUUUAUAGUAGCCACUUACACUGGCUACUAUAAAGUUAGCGUUCAUAUUUGUUUUUGUUUGAAAAAAGCAAAAAAACUAAUAUUUGGCCAGUGUUUGUGACUAAGUGGCUACUAAAAAUGACUGGACAUACCCCAUUUGCAAUACCUUGGGUUGUCUACCUUUUUAAAUAGUAUGCCAUCAUGGGGGUAAUUCUCAUUCCUGGGCUACCAUACGGUCUCAAAUGCAACGUAACCAAUCUGGCAAAUUUCAAUGGGAAAAAAAUGAAAUAUAUAAUUAUAGUUGACUCUCUAACUUUCCAAAACACCAUAAAACCUGUACAUGGGGGGUACUCUUAUACUUGGGAGACUUCGCUGAACACAAAUAUUAGUGUUUCAAAACAGUAAAACAUAUUACAACAAUAAUAUUGUCAGUAAAAGUGCAGUUCGUGUGUGAAAAAUGCAAAAACUUCACUUUUACUAAAUAUAUCAUUGUUGUAAUACAAUGUAUCAUUUUGAAACACUAAUAUUUGUGUUCAGCGAAGUCUCCCGAGGUUUUAUGGUGUCUUGGAAAGUUACAGGGUUAAAUAUAGCGCGUGUGGAUUUAAUUCUCUGCACUUGCUGCCUGGGUUGUCAGGCACGUCAAUCAAAUCUUAUACUUAUGUAGUUAUUUAUGUAUUUAUCUAUAUAACUAUUUACAGUUAUUUGUAUUUUAUAUAUAGAUAUAUAUAAAUAGAAUGUCAUUCUAAGUGUAUUUUGUUACCAAUAUAUAUAUUAAUAACAAAAUACAGUUAGAAUGAGAUUACAUAUGUAUAUAUAAUUUAUUUUAAUUUUUUAAAAAUAUUUAUUUAUUUACUAUUGUAAUUAUACGUGUAUAUAUAAAUCUAAAAUAUAUAUAGAUGUAUUAUAUAUACAAUAUAUAUAUCUUAUAUAUAUGUAACGUCAUUCUAAGUGUAUUUUAAGAUUAAUAUAUGUACUUAUAUUAACAUUAAAAUACAUUACGUAUCACGUUACAUAUAUAUAAUAUGUGUAUAUAUAUUAUAUAUAUAUAUAUUUAUUUUAUUUUAAACUUGCUAAUAAUAGUUUUAUUAUUCUUCCCACCAGCAGGGGGACUGUCUGACAGCUCAGACAGUCCCCAUGCUGGCAGAUCCACAGCCAGCUAUAGGGGGCCAUGUGAUCGCUCUUUGAGAGCUAUCACAUGGCCCCCGGGGGCCUCAUUUGCCAAGGGAGGGCUGCCUGGGCUGUCAGGCAGUCCUCCCGAAGAGGAUCGUGGAGCUCCUGGGGAUGAAAGCCGUUACGGCGUUCUAUGCCGCCGCAACGGCUUUAACCCCUUAAGGACACAACUUCUGGAAUAAAAAGGAAUCAUGACAGAAUAUUUCCGUCAUGUGUCCUUAAGGGGUUAAAGCCCAUUAUAAUUGGUGCCCAAAUAGUCCUGUAUAUUCAAGGGAGAGUUUUACCAUUGAUUUGUAAAGAGGCAGAAUUAUAUUUGGACCCCUUUUUAUACACAAAAUCAUCUUACUAGCUUUUGCAACGGCAGACUAGCAUUGCAUACUGUUAGCUAGUUCGUGAUCUAUAAUUGUUCCCAAGUCCUUUUCAUUUAUUAUUAUCCCUAACUAAACCCCAUUUGAUGUAUAGGUGGCUUGUGGGUUCUUUAUUUCAAAAUGCAUGACUUUGCUUUUUUCUUUCUUGAAACUCAUCUGCUACUCGCCUGCCCAGUUAUCCAAUUUAAUUUAUCCAAACCCCUCUGUAAAGAAGUUAUAUCCUGUGUUUUGUUAUCUAGUUUUGUGUUAUCUGCAAACACAGACAAAUGUAAAUUUAUGUUAUAAAUGCGUUAUAAAUGUAAUCUAUUUAUAAAUGAUCUUCAAGAUCAUUUAUAAAUAGAUUAAAGAGAAGUGGGCUCAGGACAGAACCCUGACGCACUCCACUUACCACUUUUGUCCAGUUUGAAAAUUUUCCAUUUACAACUACUCUUUGCACUCUAUCUGCCACUGUUCUAUCUAACAACACAAUUUUUUGUCUAAGUCGAAUUAUUUCAGUUUUACUAUUAACCUUGGUGUGCAACUGUAUCAAAGGCCUUAGCAAGAUACAAGUAGAUCACGUCUACUGAAACACCUUGAUCUAUAGUCUACUAACUUCUUCAUGGAAUUACAUUGUUAGUUUGGCAUGACCUGUCUUUCAUUAACCCCUUAAGGACACAUGACAUGUGUGACAUGUCAUGAUUCCCUUUUAUUCCAGAAGUUUGGUCCUUAAGGGGUUAAACCAUGUUGAUCCUGCUUUGAUAUUGUUGCUCAAAAUUAUUUCUUGAAUAUUAUCCCUCAACAGUCCUUCAAAUAACUUUCCAACCAUAGAGCCAGACGUAUAGAGCAACAGGGUACACAGUACAGGCCUCAUGGUUGGAGCAUUGUAACUUUGUUUUGUCUUUUGGACCAUAAUUGAAUAUACCUUACUCUUCACCCUGGACUGUGUAGCCUUUGGCUCUAUAUUUCUCGAUUUAAAAAAAAAAAAAUUUAUUGGGAGCUAGCGGAUCUUCAACACAGAGCUCUGGUAAAUCAAAAUACUAGUGUGCAGUACUCUACCACCUGAUCUCAACCAUAGAUGUUAAGCUCAUGGGUCUGUAGUUUCUGGGUUGAGCUUUUAACCCCUUUUAAAACAUAGGGUUUUAAAAGGGUUUCUCCAAUCUUGAAAAAAAAAUAGUCCUAAAAAAUGAAAAACAGUAGUAUAGAUAUUUCAACACUAAGUUCCCUAUGCAUCUAUGGGUGAAUACCAUCUGGCCCUGGGACUUUGUUUACAUUAACUUUAUUUUGUUUCUGAAGCACUUUAUAAUGUGUUAACCAAUCACCUGUUUUCUGUAAGACUUUUCUAACAGGGAUAUGCAAAUCUACAACCAUAGAUUCUUCUUCCCUAUAUACCGAAGAAAUAAAUAAUUAUUUAGAAUUUCUGUCUUGUCCCAAUCCUCCUUGAUUAACUCACCCAUCUCACUUUCCAAUGGGCCAACAUUUUCACUCUUAACCUUCUUGGCAUUAACAUACUUAAACUUUUUGGGGUUGGUCUUGCUCUUUUUGAUUAUGAACAAUUAUUUUCAAGUCUAGCCCAUCUAAUCACUAUUUUCAAACUCUGUUGGCAUGCUUAUGAUUACUCUAGGAUGCAAUUGACGGUUCUGAUUUAAAUGUUUUGAAUGCCAUUUUCUUAUCUAUUAUCAUUUAAAUUACUCUUGUUUUAAUUUGAUUAUUAAUAUAUUUGUUUCCCAAUGGUAUAUAUUGAGAAAUGUACUUUUGUAGAAUUUGUUUAUAGACCUUCCAUUUAUUCUCAGUGAAUAUUUACUGUCACUCAAUUCGUUGUAGAGAUGCCCUUAUCUUAUUGAAUUCAGUUUGUUUUUUUUAAACUAAGGGAUUAAGUACAGCCAAUAUAAUUUGGGAUCUUUUUUAAAUUAAUCUUAAAUAAUACCAUAUUAUUACCAAUACCACUAUUUUCCAAGUUCUCCCUAACUUGAAUGUUUGAAAAUAAAUCAACAUUAUUAGUUAUGACAAGAUCCAGAAAAGCAUAUUUUUUUUAGUUGACAUUUCUACUUAUUGAGACAUGAAUUUACCGUUUAUCAAGAUCAAAAACCUGUUUCCUUUAACUGUUCUACUAGUCCCUCUGGCCCUAUCAAUGUCUGGAUAAUUAAUAUCUUGACAUGAUUGACAAAUUACCCAGUUGUGCAGCCUUAUUAAUUUGAGAUAGCUGUUGCUCUUCCCCAUUAGCAUUAAAAGGACACUAUAGUCACAAGAACAACUACAGCUUAUUGAAUUUGUUCUGGUGAGUAGAAUCAUUACCUUCAGGCUUUUUGCAGAAAACACAUAUUCCUACUGUUAAUGGAUAUCCCCAGUUUCCUCCUAUUAAUAUGUAUACCCAUAAGGCUUCCACAUCUUAACCUGUAUCAUACAAUUUUAUUAACACUUGGUUUCAAAUCAUUUUUAACAUAAAGACAUACUCAGACUCCUCGUCUAUUUUUUUCUAUCCUUUCUGAGUAAUGUAUAUCCAUUUAAAUUAAUAGCCCAAUCAAGUGACUCAUCCCACCAAGUCCAAGUAGUCCCAAUAAUGUCAUAUUGUUCCUUGUAUGCUAAUAUUUUAAGUUCCCCCAUAUUCCUACACAAGCCUCUUUAGCAUUAGUAGACAUUUAACGUUACCAUUUGUUUCUUGAACUUUAUUUGAACAACAUGUAAUGAAUACCAUCUUGCUCUGUCUGCAAAUCUUAUCACUCUCCCCAUCUCCACCCUCCUGGACUUCAGUUGAAUUCCAUCUCUUUUGUAUAAAAUCGACCACAUCUACCCUUCUUUGAUCCCUUUCCCCCCUCUUCUAGCCAUCCUCUUCCCAAGCACAAAGUAUUCUCUUCCAUUCAGGUGCAAUCCACUUCGGCUAUAAAGAUUGUAUCCGAGCCCAAAAUUGUCCCAGUGCUCUAAAAAGCCUCCUUACCACAUCAAGACUUCGGCCAUGCAUUGAUCUUUGUAAUCUCCCGUUGCCUUUCGACUGUAGCUUGCGGCACAGGUAAUAUCUCAGAAAAUACCACCUUGGAGGUCUUUUUCUUAAGUUUGCUGCCAACUUCCCUGAACUCAUUGUUUAAGGUCCUCCCUUUUCCUCAAUCUCUGUCAUUGGUACCAAUAUGGACCAUGACAUUUUGGUCAACCCCAAGCCCUCCCAAUAAUCCCUCCAUUCAGCAACAUGCCAGACCCGAGCACUAGGGGACAGCAAACUGUCCAGUUGAUUCGAUCGGAGCAGUAGAUCACCCUGUCUACUCUUUUAAUAAGAUAAUACCCUACCAUAACAACCUGCGUAGUCUUUCCUCAAUUCAUUAUAGAGCCAACCCAAUGUCAGCACUUUCAUUGUUUUCAUUCAGAUGAAAUCUGGCUGGAAGUGAUGGCAGUUACAGGCCAUAACAUCACCAGCAUUGAAAAUGGUUAACACUGCACUGCUAGUCCUCUGUUCUGUACUAGCGGACACUUUGGGGGAGAUGUAUCAAAAUGUUACAGACACUUUAACAUCUGAUUUCCAACAAAUAAUUUGGCAAAAUGUAUUAAUUCUGUCAGGUAUUUUUCAUCAGUUUUUUUUGUGAUCUGACAUUUUUGAACAUACUGUACGUAUUUUUUUCUGUGACACAGUUGAUUGUUUGAAAAUAGAAGUGUUUUUGUAUGCAGUAGGUGUGUGGAUGCAGGGGUGUAUUUGUGUGUAGUGUCCAUAUGUUUGAAUGUAGGUAUGUUUUUAUGUGGACAGUGGACAGUAUGUGUGCAAUUGUAGUGUGUAUUUGUGUGUAGUGCAGUGUAUGUCUAUGCAUGCAGGGGUGUAUUCACUGGGAGUAUAUUUGUUUUGCGCAGUUUAUACGUACACCAGAGAAGUUCCCACUGUCUUGGUUUUUACCACAGUGAAAAGACAUUGUUUAUAUUAAAAAGCCAACAGGGACAGGUUAUAGACGCCAGAACCACUACAUUAAGCUGUAGUGGUUGUAGUGACUAUAGUUUUCCCUUUAAGGCUGACCCCCACCAGUCUUUUUAAGCUCAUAAAAGCACAUUGUAAGUGAUGAAGACAGGUGCCUAAUGGGAAAUCAAGUUCUGUGUGCUGUAGUGGUCAUGGUGUUUGUAGUGUUCCUUUAAUAAUGUACCAAUAAAGAACAAUGUUGUGCAAUAUUCUGUAUCUAUUUUAUUUUUGCUUUGUACACUAAAAAUAAGUUUUAAAAGAGAAAAUAAGACAAUAGGAUACUUUUGUAGUACAAAACAGUGGCAGAAAUAUUAAUAAAUGGGAAAACAAAAUAAUGAAAAAAAAAAAAAAAAAGCCAGUGAAGUUAUAAGUAAAGAAUACCUAAAUUGAUCAUUUACACCAGACAGAAGAAGUCACAAAAAAGACUCUGAUUAUUCUGAGACACUGAUAAAUCUCACUGUGUCUACAAUAGUGUCCCUGUAAAUCUUUCUACUGUCGCUAAGGAUAGGCAAGUGUUUUCUAAGUACACAAAGGUUGAUCACAUUAGUUUGACAAAUGUUUAAUGUUUGGCUAGCAUUCAGACACUUAUUUUACACUUGUUUGGGCAAAUGCAAAUGACAUUAUUCCGGUCUGCUGGCCAGGUUAGCUACAGCUUCUGCUUUGUACAUUGAGAUACAAGCAACCAGUGGAGUCCACGGAUCCAGAUCUCUGGGAAUAAGAACCAGAAUGAAACAUGUUUUCCUACAUUAUGUAUAGGAAAUAGUGUCUUAAAUUCUGCCCUCUAUUUAUUCUAUGCCUGGAUGCAUAAGGAACGGCCAGUAGAAGUUGUGAUUGUGAGCAAGAGAUUCUAAUUAUGUAUUACACUAGCACACUUAUCGGUAGUCAUUCUAAUGUCAAUAGAUUUUUUUGCAAGAUAAACUGGGGGGAAUGUUUUUUUUGGGGGGGUCGGGGACGGACACUCCACUUGUCCCUAUGGACCAGCCAUCACUGCUUCUAUUUUAUAUAAACUACAUUGUAUAUACAAAUAAGAUAUUAGGUAAUAUUUUAAUAUUUUAUCAUAGUUGUAGCCCUCAUCUUUCACACGUUGAAGGGAGAGGGUGAUAUUUGGACAGAAUGGGGAAAACACCCCAAAAUCCUCGAUACACCAAUCCUUCUGUCAAAAAAGGGCUCGCCCCAGACAUUCAGCAGUCUGUCAGACAAGGAUUUCGUGGGUAAAACUCAUACAUUUUUCUAGAUGUGUUUUUUGUAGUAAUAUGCAUUCAGGAAUAUAUAUAGCCUGUAUACACUUUUCUGGCUUUUGUGCUAGCUACAAAAUACAUUGUAAGUAUUUGAAACUUUAAAAUACUGACACACUGGAUACAUGCAUCUACACACAACGUAUAUACUGAAAGAGACGCUAUAGGCACUCUGACCACUGGCUAACCGUAGCUGGCUAGCAAUAUACUAGAUGGAAUAUGCCUGUACUAUUUUGUUUGGAAUUUAAUUCAUGACAUUUGCAAAGAUAUUUAAAGGAACACUAUAGUCACCUAAAUUACUUUAGCUAAAUAAAGCAGUUUUAGUGUAGAGAUCAUUCCCCUGCAAUUUCACUGCUCAAUUCACUGUCAUUUAGGAGUUAAAUCACUUUGUUUCUGUUUAUGCAGCCCUAGCCACACCUCCCCUGGCUAUGAUUGACAGAGCCUGCAUGAAAAAAAAACUGGUUUCACUUUCAAACAGAUGUAAUUUACCUUAAAUAAUUGUAUCUCAAUCUCUAAAUUGAACUUUAAUCACAUACAGGAGGCUCUUGCAGGGUCUAGCAAGCUAUUAACAUAGCAGGGGAUAAAAAAAAUCUUAAUUAAACAGAACUUGCAAUAAAGAAAGCCUAAACAGGGCUCUCUUUACAGGAAGUGUUUAUGGAAGGCUGUGCAAGUCACAUGCAGGGAGGUGUGACUAGGGUUCAUAAACAAAGGGAUUUAACUCCUAAAUGGCAGAGGAUUGAGCAGUGAGGCUGCAGGGGCAUGUUUUAUACACCAAAACUGCUUCAUUAAGCUAAAGUUGUUCAGGUGACUAUAGUGUCCUUUUAAGGAACACUCCAAGCAUCAUAUCCACUACUGCAUACUGUAGUAGUUAUGGUUGGUAUAGGUAAACUGUUUGCUCUCAGACAAUUAUUAUUAUGUUAUUAUUUAUAGAGCGCCGUCAAAUUCCGCAGCGCUUUACAAUGGGUGGAAGAACAAACAUGUAGUUGUAACCAGACAAGUUGGACACAGACAAGUUGGACACACAGGAACACAGGGGUUGGGGGCCCUGCUCAAUGAGCUUACAUCCUAGAGGGAGUGGGGUAAAGUGACACAAAAGGUAAGAAUAGUAUUAGACUAAUGACAGUUGCAGGAGAGGAAUCAGUCGGGAGCUAUUAACAGUUUAAUUGAUACGCUUUUAUGAAGAAGUGGGUUUUUAACAAUUUUUUGAAGGAGUGGAGGCUGGGUGAGCAUUUAACGGAGGAGGGAAGCGAGUUCCACAGGAACAAUGAGCUAGUUGUGCAAAUUUGGCAGUAACGCUAUUAAUUUUUAUUAUGCACUUUUGUUAAUUGUGAUGAACCUUGGCCUGUUGAUUAGUGCUGUCUCAUUACUUAAUUGUUAGUUUGAGAAAAAAAUUCACAGCAAAAUGAUCUUGUCUAUGCGAUGGACAUAUACAUACUUUUUGAGAUAAACUUUUUUUGUGUGUUUUAGGUUUUUAGGUGUGAUGCCUGCUUAUAGCGCAGCAGAUGAUGCUUUAACCACUAAAGUGGUGACUUUCUAUGAAAAUAAAACCUCCAGUGAACUUCCUUCCCAUCAAGCAACUGUUCUUUUAUUUGACCCAACCAAUGGAAUUCUGAAGGCAGUAAGUAUAUCUCAUGUUUUUGCAGAUGCUGUCUUUUAUCACUCUUCUGAAGGAUACUACCGAGUCAAAACGUUGACAUCAAAAUACAGAACAUGCUGCUGUGCUGCUAGCACUAUGAGGGCUUUCAAUAAAAUGAAUUUCAGAUUUAAGGUCAAAUAGCCGAACAAGAAAUAUUCAUUGUCAGCUUUGCUUUUAGUUUGGCUGCUCUGGCCUUAAAUCUGAAGUUCACUUUGAAUUAUUUAGUAAAUAAUCCUGUACAUCUGGAAUUCGAGGAUGUGGGGUGAAAUGGUAUUAUUGCAUCGUUUGACUGCUGUCUUAUAGUUUGACAGACCUUUUUAGGAAACUAUGCACUUGGCCGGACGAUAGACAAAUGACAUAAUAAUAUUGUUACGAACUGAUGUUCGUUGUAAGCGGGGGGGAGAAAAGUCUUUUAAAAUAGAGAAUGACAUAUGUAAAUUGUACCGCCAUGCAGCCAAAGUGGUCCAAAGUUAAAUGCAAAAAAUAUAACUUGCUCUAGCAGUUUGAUAUUUUUAUUAUUAUUAUUUUUUUUUAUUAAAGAAUAUGACUCAUUUUCCUUUAAUGUAUGCAUAAAAUUGUGCUGCCUUACAUGUAAAGUAUAAUCUGACUCACUUUGCUAGGGACUUAGAAUCUUAUUUUAAUUUUCAACUAUUUUAAUAUUUUUAAAAAAUAUUUUAAUAUUUUGUAAUAUUUUAACUUUUUUUUUUUAUCAUAUCAUAUAUUUUUUUUCUUGAGAAGAAGGUGGGGUGCCACCUAUAUGAGCACCACCACGCUUGUAUAGAGCCUUAAUUCUCAGGCUCUGGAAAUUGUGAGUUUUCUUUAUUUUGCACUUUAUUUGUAUGAGUACCAUCUGCACUAGCAUUUUUUUCUGUGUUUUUAUCCCCUUUUUUUAUGUAUUCAAGUACACCAGAAUCUCCACACUUAAUUCAAUAAGGGGUAAGCAAUUAUUGCAUGUAAAUACUAUCAAGCGCUCCACCCAUUUAUUGUUAAGAUUCUAUCUUGAUAAUUGUUGGUUUGGUAAAAAUAUUAAAUCAUUUGAAAGGUUAUUCAAAAACAUUACACGGAGACUAGGUGUCAAUACAAAGAUUUCCUGCAGGGGGAGCUCUAACCUUUCUCCAAGAUAACCUUUACAGGGUUCUUCAGCAAAGUGAGAAUUCAAAGAGAAUUUAACAUUUAAGGUCAAAAAUAGUCAAAUUGGAAAAAUUAAUUUACCCUAACCUUAAUUUUAUUAAAAUCCACUUUGCAUUCUCACUUUAGUGAAUACCGUUAGUAUUGCUUAUUCAUUAUACUUCAACAUUCACAGCCAUGUUAUUGAUAUUAUUGAGUCACUAAGCGUCUAAUUUUGGGGUGCAUUCAAAACUGAAUUGGCAAAUUUGGGCAGAAACAGCUGGUUUGGAAAAAUUCUCCAGUUUAACGAUAGUCACAUUUUGGCUAUUUAUGCCUCGACUUUGCAAUAUGCAUUUGCUCAGUACAAACUAGAGUUUACUAAGCCAUCACUGACAGACAGAAAAUGCAACAAUUAUCAACAUUGAUAAUCAGAUCCUUCCAGGAGUUGGUUUACAGAUUCAUUUAAACAAAUGUUGACUUUAAAAUGUAGGUCUUAAAAAUCCCCUGUCAUUAUAGCAAUGCUAUGAUGUCACUGCAUUGUCAUUGUAUCACAGUUUAUGAAAAUGGAGAUUAUUAUGAUGCUAGGUAUGCUGAUGUACCCAGUGUGAUAAUAACCCGAGGUACCCCUACAAUAGGUUUAGACGGCUAGGGAUGAAGGGUUACUCCAAACAAAAAAAUCCUGCGUUUUUAGAAAACACGGGUUUUGGUGAGCGUAACCCUUCCUAUACUGAUCAAACCCCCAAAAAGUACAUAAUAACAUUGAAUAUGGUUAAAACUUACCUCCGUUCCAGCAAUGAAGCCUUGUUCCUCUGCAGGCUGAUCUUCCUUAGCUGAUGUCACUCAACGCGACGGGACGGAUGUUAAAGAGAAUGGCUGAGGGGAGGACAUGGGCUACAUGGAUUGGAGGCCAUGCCGCUAUUGGCUCUCUGACACCAGCGUGCUCUUCUUACUGGCGUCAGAAGCCUGAUUUGAUGAAGCCAGAGAUGGUGGUACAUCUCCAGCAGCAAAUGGUUAAAUUUGUAUCUGCUCUGUUUUUUUUUUAAUAAUGAAAUUCUACAAAUACAGACUCUAAACACAAGGACCAAUUCAAAUUAGUGAAGUGGUUAUGGUGCUUGGAGUAACCCUUUCAGUGGUAAUUGCAGUCUAGUUCUGACAACACAUUGCAUUCAAUGUUCAGAAUGGUUGUUAUACUGUUCCUAUACAGUGUGUUAGUUAAUCCUGAUACUCAUGUGCAGAAAAGCCAAAAAUGAUUAUUCACUAUAUUUUUUCAGUAUCUUGCAAAAGCAGAUCCCCUAAGGUAAAAGCGGAACUUGGCUCCCAAUUUAGUAUUGUCACGCCGGAAUCAGAGUACUGGAGGUGUUUUCUCUUUAAGCAGAUUUAACCUUAUAUGCGGAAAGUAUUUUUUGAAUCCAGUAAAUAAAAAUGGAUAUUACUAUUAAAAGUCCUGCUAUGGCUUUUUUUUCAUGUAAAUAAACUUUUCAAAGCUUUCUAUCCUUUCUGACAGACACACUUACUGAAUUAACUCCUGGUGAAUCCCAUUUAAAUUUAAUAUGGACUGGCUUGAGUUGAUAUAAUUUGCAUGAAUAGGACUGUCACAGAGGAAUCAUGGGAAAACCAGCAAAUUUGCAUAAGGAGAAUGGACCUUUCUGAGCCAAUUGCCCAUUUUACUUGGCUGAGUGCAAUUAUAUUAUAGACACAUUUACUUGCUAUUUUUUCAAACAAUUAACAUCAGUAAUGUUUGUUCAGAUGAAUACUUUAAAACACCAAAAAUAGCCAUUUGACAGUAAGUCACUCACUCACACGGAGCUUUAGGCAAAAUGUAAAAGCUAAUUAUUUGUGAGAUUAUCUUUUCUUACAAAGACCCCCUGGAAGGGGGAAAGGGGUUAAAACUUACCUUUUUCCAGCGCUGGGCGGGGAGCUCUCCUCCUCCGAUCCUCCUCUUCUCCUCCCCGUCGGCUGAAUGCGCACGAGCGGCAAGAGCUGCGCGCGCAUUCUGCCGGUCACAUAGGAAAGCAUUCAUAAUGCUUUCCUAUGGACGCUGGCGUGCUCUCACUGUGAAAAUCACAGUGAGAAGCACGCAAGCGCCUCUGGUGGCUGUCAAUGAGACAGCCACUAGAGGAAAUAGGGGAAGGCUUAACCCAUUCAUAAGCAUAGCAGUUUCUCUGAAACUGCUAUGUUUAUGAAAGAAUGGGUUAACCCUAGCUGGACCUGGCACCCAGACCACUUCAUUAAGCUGAAGUGGUCUGGGUGCCUAGAGUGGUCCUUUAAGUAAAUGCUUAGCUAUUGAUGGCACAAUGUAAAUGUGUCUAAAAUCACAUGGAUUUAAUCAGAUUUCUGCAUGCAGGGCAUUUGAGUACGAGGAGGUGUUCAAAUCGUGGACCUUCCUCUGCUGCUCAACAACAACUCCCAUUAACCUUUGCAAUACACUUGCAAGUGUUCGUGGGAGUUGUAGUUUGCAAGCCACUGGAGGUGCACUGUCAUAAUAGCCUGCAGAUGAGAAUAUCUGAUUUAUAUUAAACAUGUUUUAAAUCAAGGAAGCUGAUUAUUCAUCAGUAGAAAGCCCAGAGGGAGAUCUUCGUUCUCUACGCGUUUGUACCGCAGCUUUUCCCAGUAACAUCAAAGUCAGAGCAGCAUGCUGCGUUCUCUCACUGGCUUAUAAUACACAGUCAAUGUUCCUGUUCUGUUAACGUGCUGUUCCGAUUCUGUCUUCUAUUUAAAAUUUUAUUGGAAUUUCAUCUGUUCUAACUGUACAGGAACGUUUACCAACAGUCGAUUUGAUUUAAAUGGUAGUGUCAACCAGGGCGGCUGAAAUUCUAUGAUCAACUUUAAGUUCAUUUCUCCAUGACAGGCCAGUAAAAGCUCCAGAAAUGCCGGAACCUUGCGUGGAAUUACCAAGGUCCCAGUAAAGGUGUUCAUCGCUCGAAGAAUCAGCAUAGCAAUAGAUUACUGAGCUCACCAGUAGCUAACGUUUACUAUUCCAAUUCUAAUUGGUUAUUAAGUUCUGCAAGCGGGGGAGUGUGUCUUCAAGCUGUGCUCGUAUACUGUCGAGGGAAGUAUUAGAUCUGAUUAUAUCCUGAAAUUUGAGACAACUGCAUUGAAAAUCAACCUUAAGUGCUAAAGUUAGCUGAGAAUGACAACGCUUUUAUUAUUAUUAUUAUUUGGUAUUUAUAUAGCGCCAACAUAUUUUGUAGCGCAGUACGAUCAUGGGAAUAAGACAAAUAAUGACCAUGUACCGAAACAAAGAGGAGCAGAAAACCCAGCAUUUGAGCUUAGAAUCUAGCAAGUACAGUUCUUAGCAAGAUAACUCGUGAGCUUACGAUCUAAAGGUAAUAAUGGGGAGUUAAAACAUGAGAUGGCGGGGGGGGGAGGAGGAGGGUUUGAAGCUGAUGGCCAGAUAUCUGGGGACAAUUGUAAAUAUUGUGCCAGAGUUAAAUAGUUAAGUUCAGAGACAUCUGAAUGAACAUCCUAUAAGAAAAAGAGGGUUAGUGGUAGCAACAUUUGUCAAAUGUUUGAUUUUGAGUUGUUGAAGUCAUCCUAAUGCCAGAAUUUGCUAUUUCGUGCCCAUUUUGUUUCCAAAUUACAUGACAGAUGCAUAGUCGCCAUAUGGGCGGGCGGAAUAAAACCCCCCACAUACCUAACCCAAUAAGACAAGGACAUUAAGGUCUAUGGGUUAAAAUUUGCACAGCUUUUAUUAAUACAUUUUUAAAUGGUUACCACUACACCCACCAGGUUCUGAGCCACCGACAAGCUCGAAACCUACCAGGAACCAUAUUAACCGUUUCCAAAACCAGCAUAAAAAAGGGCCUAUUUUCCUAACCUUCAGCUCACUAUCCCGCCGCUGUGACAUAACGGGAUAACCGAACAACAACUUACCCAAGGGAGGGAGGGCCCGCCUCCUAGCCCUGUCAAGGCCCCUUCCCACUAAGCUGUGCUUUUGUUACAUGUGGCUACAAAACUACCAGCUCUUCCCAGCUACCCAGGUAAACCCCUUCUUGGCUUUUGCUAUGAAUUUGACUGGAUGACUGAGCGUGAUGGGGACUUGAGUACCCUAGUCUGCUGAUUUUCAUGAUUUUCAUGUAACGAUUGAUUUCUGUUUCUAAAAGGGUUUUUUCGCUAACGUUUUGUCAGAAUUCAAAGUGAAUUUUAAAUUUUAAAGCCAAAAUAGCUAAAUUGCAAAAAAAAAAAAAUCUUGCUAUUUUGACCUAAAAUUUUAAAUAUACUUUAAAUUCACUUUGCAUUCCUGACAGUCACACUUUAGUAAUUAACCCCAAGGUGUUACCCAUCCCAUUUUACCAGGGUAAAUUCACAGAAUCCCAGCAGGAGUUUGUAUGGGAAGUUAGGUUUGAAAUGUAUUAUUCAUAAUCUACGGUAGUUAUUUAUAGCAGUACUAGCAUGAUCGAUGUUUCAGUAUCAUACUGGAUUUGCAAAGGAUGCACUGACGCAUUAGCUAAGUCACUUUAUAGAUAAUAUCAUAUUUAUUAACCAUGUGCUGUCUUUUGAGAGUAAAAAAUAUAGAAAUAAAUGUAAGCAAUCUGUCAACUGGCUAGGCCAACAGUUAAAAAACAAAGCCAUACUUCCAUGCUCAUUCUCCACAAUGUUGAAUAAUUUUAUUUUUGCUCUUCCUACAAUCAUAAAUUGUGUGUAUAACGGACUUUGAGAAAAAAAUAAAAAGAGAAUGCGAAAUAUGUUAACUGUCACAUUCUUAUCUUGUGAAAAAGAUAAAUUACUUCCCAAAAGGAGGUAAUGGUUGAUCUUGUCACAGACAACAUUUGUGGAUUUUUUUUCCCCCCAUGAUGCUCUGCUAGCCCAAGGUCUGCCAGCCAUUAUUUUCCUAGAGAAAUAAAAAAAAAAAGGGGAAAUUCAUUCAGGAAACCAAUAGGGGUUUUUAUGAUAUCAAAUAAAUUGGCCUAGACCCAAUAUUAAAUGUGGAACCAAAUUAUAUAAAAAAAAUUUGUUUUCUGUAAAUCUUUUUUUUUUUUUUAAAUCACAGCAUAGUAAGUAAAAAUUAUUAUUUGGGAAAUGUGUCUGCAAGUCCUAUUCACUCCUCCUGCAACCCAGCUCUUGAAAACACUAAAUUUAUAACCUGGUUUGUUAUGUGUCUGUAACAUGGCAUGUCCUCUCAUCAAUGUGCGGCCACUAUGGUCAAUGCCUAUGCAAACCCACCUUCAUCUUAAAAGAACACUCCAAGUACCAUAACCACUACAAUGCACUGGAUGAUCAUGCAUUUUCACAUUGUGGUAAAUAUCUAAUGGGAAAGUCCCUAGUUGAGAAUAGUCUUAAUUAAUAAGAUUUUCUCUCACCUUAUUUUACAUUUUCUCAAUUAAAGUACAAUUCAAGCACCAUACCCACUAUGGAUUGCUGUAGUGGUUCUGGUGCCAGCCAGGAGUUCCAUUUCACCACUUACCCCUCUUUGUAAAAAUUCAAACAGUUUUUUAAUGGUUUGACUUCUUACCUCGGGUCUGCUGCGCACCGUUCUACACUUUCAUUGCAGAUGCACUAACAGCUCUGCCUGUAAGUGGAGAGGCUGAUUAUGUCCAUCGCCAGAUCAAUAUUUGUGCUGACAAGAGAGAUAUAGGCAGCAUUUCAUGUUGCGCUGUAGUAAUUAUAGUGCCAGGAGUCGCCUGGCUCCCUUCCCACCUCCAAUCUUCGCCGAUAUAACUAAAGCAUGCAUUCCCCACCAACUCUAGAACAAUCUGUUCAGUCCAAAUUUAGAUGAAAUUCAUACAGUGCAUAAAAAUAAACUUUAAAAAAGUGUUCACUUCCAGGCUGGCUUGUCUCUUUAACUAUCAUGCCUAAAAAAUGGAUUUGAAUUGUAACUUUUAGGACAGAUUAAUUUUAGGACAGUAUUAAACAUGACAUAUUAAGUUGUUUGAUUGCAAGUUGUAUUAAGCACUGUGUGUCAUUAUUUGGGGAUUUAGGUCAUUGAUGGAAAAGUAAUCACAGAUAAGAGAACGGCUGCAGUUUCCACAAUCGCAACAAAGGUGAGAAGACCUUUUUUUUUUUUUUUUUUUAAUACACAGCUCUAAUCCUACUUUAUUUAUUUAUGGCACAAUUCAUUCAUUACUGAGGAUAUGUUUAGAGAAAAUAUCCUUGUUUUACAUCCCAACAUUUUAACACAGAUUAUAAAAAUUACAUAUGUGCUGUGUUGUAAUUAAAAAUGAGGUGCUGAAAUUUUUUUAAGCAUCCUCUAACAAUGUUUAUUCAUGAGGUUUUAGAAAUGCUAUUUAGCAAGUUGUUAAUAAAUUCAUCCACAUAUUGGAAUUAUUGUAGCCGGUGAUAGACUGACCACAUAUUAUUUUGCUUUGUGAUCACUAAGGCACAAAUAGAGAUAUUUCAAGAGAAUGCUCAUUAUUGUAAAUUUUUAUUUUCUCCCACACCAUUCAAUUUUAUGAUCUAUUUUUUAAUUUUUAGUCAUUUUCCUGUCCUUAUAUUAUCAGCUAACAAUUCCUUUAGUGAUGGGUUUAGGUGGUUUUAGGGAAGGGGGGGUCACUUUUAAUUAUUUGAGACAUAUAUAUCCAGAGUCCUUAUUUAUUAGACCUAUUUUGGGCAAAAAUUCCCCUGUCCCUCCCUUUUCGAUCAUUGUCUUUUUUAGAGUGGAGGAGUUAGUGUAUGACAUCACGGCACAGAAGUGACCAUAACUUUUUCAAACUCCAAUAAUAUAUAUGUUUAUGAUUUAGCUUAUGUAAACGCAGUGUUAAUUGUGUCGGCUAACAAUUUUAGUCAUUUACAACUUUAAAGAAUAAUGAUUUCAUACUCCAUUUACCUCUAAUUGUUCUACUUAGACUUUUCAGUGCUGUGUUCCGAAUAUCAAUGACUAAAGACAUCAUUAGGGCAUUUCUAGAAGCUCCAGUCAAAAAACAAAAACACGAGCAAUCAGUAUUUAGGUUUUCAUAAAACAAUCCAUUUUCGUUCCAGCUGCUCAAGUCUCCGCAUGCUGAAGUUUUGUGUAUUCUGGGAUCAGGCGCUCAAGCACUGAGCCAUUACCAAGCUUUUACACAACAGUUCUCAUUCACAGAGGUAAAUGAAAUGUUAGUGGGGUCUAAAUGGUUUGGAAAGUUGCCCUUUGCUUUGUCCGUGUUAAGCUCUACGUUUCUAAAGAACCUGUUAACUGUUUCACUACACCUCCAUUGAUAUUUUUAUCAUACUGAUUAUGAUGUAAGCUCAAAUGUUGCUGUUUCUUUUUUUACAUUCAGUGUGGUUUGUAUUAUAUGAGAUCCAUUUACUUUUGAUUAAAGGACCACUCUAGGCACCCAGACCACCUCAGCUUAAUGAAGUGGUCUGGGUGUCAGGUCCAGCUAGGGUUAACCCAUUCUUUUAUAAACAUAGCAGUUUCAAAGAAACUGCUAUGUUUAUGAAUGGGUUAAGCCUUCCCCCAAAUCCUCUAGUGGCUGUCUCAUUGACAGCCGCUAGAGGCGCUUGCGUGAUUCUCACUGUGAAAAUCACAGUGAGAGCACGCAAGCGUCCAUAAGAAAGCAUUGAUAAUGCUUUCCUAUGCGACCGGCUGAAUGCGCGCGCAGCUCUUGCCGCGCGUGCGCAUUCAGCCGACGGGGAGGAGAGGAGGAGGAUCGGAGGCAGAGAGCUCCCCGCCCAGCGCUUGAAAAAGGUAAGUUUUUACCACUUUCCCCCUUCCAGAGCUGGGCGGGAGGGGGACCCUGAGGGUGGGGGCACCCUUAGGGCACUAUAGUGCCAGGAAAACGAGUAUGUUUUCCUGGCACUAUAGUGGUCCUUUAAGGAAUACCAGAUUUCAAGCACAUUGUGUCAAGGACAGAUGCCCUAACUCACAAACAAUUAGGCAAAUAGAACCCUCUAAACAGAACAGACGUAUUAAUGGACCUAAGUGUGGUUAGACUUAAUGUAUAGAGGAGGUAAAGGGUAUAGAAUAGUCAGGGCUGGUGCAAGGAUUUUUGCCCGCCCUAAAAAAAAAAAAAUUUGCCGUCCCAUUCACUCCAUCAACUAAUGCAGACUGACACAAGCUGACCCAAGCAGACUGACUCACACACACCCAUGCAGAGUGAUGCACGCACUGACCAAUUGUAGCGUUACUUACCUUAACCGGGGGCCGGUCGCGGUCCUCUCUUCAAGCCGCGCGCGGUCCUGCGGCUGCACGAGCCGCGCGCGGCUCAUCCGACUGCUUCAGAUGGAAGGCGGGCAGUGACCGCGUGGAGCGGUCACGUGUCCCGCCUGAAACUAAGAGCGCGCCGCGAGUCUCGGGCGCGCUCUUAAAGAGACAGUGGGAGCCUAAUUGCCAAAAGGCUCCCAUUGGCUCCUGUCAUACCACACUCCCUGUACAAUUACCUAUAGGGGGUGUGGAAGUGACAGGAGCCAAUCACUUUGGUUUAAAAGCUAUUUAACUUACCUUUUUCCCUUAGCUCGUUGCCCUAUCGUGGUUUCUGUUCCAGUUCCCUUUAGCGCUUGUGGUGUUCAGUUGUGUUCUCUCGUAUUGACUUUGGCUUCGUAUUCUGACUUCGUUUUCGCUUUAUCCUUAUCUGUACUGUUUGCCGGCUUGCUGUUUUCCGUGUACCAGACCCCGGCUUGUCCUAGUUUACGCUGUCUCUCUGUGCCCUUGACCUCGGUUUGUUCCUGGCUCUGUCUCCUCUCAUAUACGUCGAGUCCGGCCAUUCUAAGGUCCGGUAGACGUAUCUCUCCUCUGUAUCUGCCUCUGUUUAGCUGGAUCCUGCGUGUAGGGGUAUAUUCUCGUUACAUUACGAUAGGGCCAUGGACCCCGCAGAUUUAGCUCAACAGAUGGCGUCCCAUGAGGCAAGAUUUGUAGAGCAGGAUCACCGGAUGGAUCAGAUAGCUCAGGCUCUCCAGACGCUCCUAGCUAGAACCGUUCCAGCAACCACACCUAACCCUCCUACGCCCCUUCUCCCUGAAGUAUCUACUUUGCCUAAUACUUCGGCCCAUUUAACACCUCCUCCUAGGUAUGGAGGGGACUCUAAGACUUGCAGAGGGUUUAUUAAUCAAAUUGAAUUCCACUUCGAAAUGUAUCCACGUUCAUUUCCCACAGAGAGGUCUAAGGUUGGGUUCUUUAUGCACCAACUCACCGAUAAGGCACUUGAGUGGGCAAAUCCUAUUUGGGAAGCUAAUGGACCUAUGGUGCAUGAUUUCAACAGUUUUCUUACGGCUUUUCGUAGAACUUUUGACACAAUGAAAAGGUCAAAGAAUGCCGCGAGAGCAUUAAUGAGAAUUAAACAGGGUUCUAGGUCUGUGGCUGAUUAUGCUAUUCAGUUUCGCACUCUUGCUUCGCAGGUAGAUUGGACCAACAAUGGGUUAACUACUGCCUUUAUGGAAGGUUUGUCAGAUACGAUAUUGGAUGAGGUAGCAGCUAAGGAGCUUCCUAUUGCCUUAGAGGACCUUAUCGAUUACCUCAUUGAUAUAGAUAAUAGAAUUCGUGACAGGCUCUAUACCAAGAACAGGAAUAGACGUUUUGUUACACCCAUUAACCCCAGAGUUAAUAUACCAGAGAGUGUUAAAGUGUCUGAGGAGGAACCUAUGCAAUUAGGGGUUGCCAAACUCUCUGAUACUGAGAAAUUACAUAGGAGAAGGGAGGGACUCUGCCUAUACUGUGGUAGGAGAGACCAUAUGGUAAAGGAAUGUCCUUUACUCCCGGAAAACUCUCGCACCUAAGACCUUAUAGGGGACUGGCCUUGGGUGUGAUAUCUAAGUCUCCUAAAUUGCCUCCUAACCGCUUGCUUCUCCCGGUUUCUUUAUAUAUGGGAGAGAUUUGUAUAGUUGACAACAUAUAUGCUCUGGUUGACUCUGGGGCAGCUGAAAAUUUUAUAGACUCUGGCUUUAUAAAGAGAAACAACAUUCCCAUCAGAGAGAAGGAGAUACCCUUGGCCGUUGAGGCCAUAGAUGGUAGACCAUUAAGUUCUCCAGUUGUCACUCAUGAGACUGUACCAUUACACAUGUACACAGGGGUUUUACACUAUGAAACCAUUCGAUUCCAGGUCAUCACCUCUCCCUCUUCCCAGUUAGUAUUAGGGUAUCCAUGGUUACGUGCUCACAAUCCCAUUUUUGACUGGGAGACAGGGCAAAUAAAAUCAUGGAGUGAGGCCUGCCACAAGUCUUGUACGUUGGAAGUCACACCUUUGAAUUCUAUUGAGGUACCUACCAGUCCUCCUUUGUCUACGGUUAUACCCCCUCAGUAUUUAUCUCUUAAGACUGUUUUUGAUAAAAGGGAGGCUGAGAAAUUACCGCCUCACAGACCCUAUGAUUGCGCUAUUGACUUGUUGCCUGGCACUAUACCUCCAAAGGGCAGGGUGUACCCCUUAUCGGUUCAAGAAAACCGUGUCAUGGAGGAGUAUAUUAAGGAGUCAUUAGAAAAGGGGUUUAUUAGGAGAUCCUCUUCUCCAGCUGGAGCAGGGUUCUUCUUUGUAUCGAAGAAAGAAGGUGAUUUAAGACCGUGUAUAGAUUAUAGAGGUCUAAACAAAAUCACUAUCAAAAAUGCAUACCCUAUACCUUUAAUUACAGAAUUAUUUGACAGGCUGAAACAUGCCACUGUGUUCACUAAAUUAGACCUUAGGAGUGCAUACAAUUUGAUACGUAUAAAGGAAAAUCACGAAUGGAAGACUGCAUUCAACACUAGAUCCGGUCAUUACGAAUAUACUGUUAUGCCAUUUGGGCUUUGCAAUGCCCCAGCAGUAUUCCAAGAAUUUAUUAAUGAUGUCUUAAGAGAUUUUAUUCACACAUUUGUUAUCGUAUACUUGGACGACAUUUUAAUAUAUUCUACAGAUAUACACACUCAUCACAGACAUGUUACGACAGUUUUGAAGACCCUUCUUGCUAAUGGUCUUUAUUGCAAGCUAGAAAAAUGUUUGUUUGACCAAACCGAAGUCCAGUUCUUGGGGUAUUUGAUUUCCGCUAAAGGUUUUCGUAUGGAUCCCCAGAAGCUUGCUGCUGUAAUAGAAUGGCCUCUACCGCAAGGUCUGAAAGCUAUUCAGCGUUUUCUUGGGUUCUCCAAUUAUUAUAGACGUUUUAUCAAAGGUUUCUCGUCCAUUGUAGCACCUAUUACCCGUAUGACUAAAAAGGAUGGCAAUACUCGUGUUUGGUCUACCGAGGCACUUCAGGCUUUUGAAUUUCUUAAAACUACGUUCGCCUCUGCACCUAUUUUACAGCAUCCUGUCCCCUCACUGCCCUAUAUUCUUGAAGUUGAUGCUUCGGAUAUUGGGGUAGGUGCUGUCUUAUCCCAAAGAGAGUCGCCUGAAAAGCCAUUGCAUCCAUGCGGCUUCUUUUCUAAACAAAUGUCCAAAGCAGAGAAAAAUUAUGAUGUGGGUAAUCGCGAACUCCUUGCUAUUAUUUUAGCACUUAAAGAGUGGAGACAUUUGUUAGAAGGAACUAAGGAUCCUAUCCUCAUUUUUACGGAUCACAAGAACCUAUCCUACCUUAGCGAAGCCAAAAGAUUGUCUUCCAGGCAGGCUAGGUGGUCACUAUUUUUGUCCCGUUUCAAUUUUAUUAUCACCUAUAGGCCAGGUGAUCGCAACACUAAAGCAGACGCUCUGUCCAGACAGUUCGAAACUACUGACAAACAGGAGAUUGAUGUUACUCCUGUCAUUCCCCCAGACAGGAUAAUAGCUACUACUAUUUUGUCUAUUUCCUCGUCCCUCUUGCAGGCCAUACAAGCGAAACAAAGCAUGGCACCUAGCGAGAGGCCUAAUGAUAAACUGUUCGUUGAUGUUCCUGAGAGACGGGAUAUUAUGUCAUUAUAUCAUGAUACUAAGACUGCUGGACAUCCUGGUAUUUCCAAAACGGUGUCAGCUGUUUCUCGGUAUUUUUGGUGGGAUUCCUUACGAAAGGAUGUCACUGACUAUAUAAGUGCUUGUACUACUUGUGCCUGUAUGAAAUCCUCCCGUAGAGUUCCUUGUGGGCUGUUGCAUCCGUUACCCGUUCCCGAGAGACCUUGGUCUAACCUGUCCAUGGAUUUUAUUGUUGAAUUACCCCCUUCAAAUGGUAACACAGUAAUCCUGAUGAUAGUGGAUCGGUUCUCCAAAAUGGCUCACUUCGUGUCUCUUCACAAGUUGCCCACAUCCAAGGAACUGGCUCAUAUCUUCGCUAGAGAAGUAUUUCGAUUACAUGGGAUUCCCGUAUCUAUUGUAUCCGAUAGGGGUAGCCAAUUUAUUUCCAGGUUCUGGAGGGCCUUUUGUUCAGAAAUGGGUAUUUCUCUCUCAUUUUCUUCCGCUUAUCAUCCCCAGUCUAAUGGGGCUGCUGAACGUGCCAACCAGUCUCUGGAGCAAUACCUCCGUUGUUUUGUGUCUCACCAUCAGGACAAUUGGUCUGACCUGCUUCCUUGGGCUGAAUUUGCUCGGAAUAACGCCACUCAUGAUUCUUCCGGCAAGACCCCUUUUUACGUUGUCUAUGGCCAGCAUCCCGUUGUUCUUCCGGCUGCAUUCUCCUCACAGGGCAUGCCAGUUCUGGAUGAGCAUUUGGCUGGUUUGCGUAAUACUUGGGAGCAGGUUCAGCGUUCUUUGGUGGACUCUGCUACUCGCCAGAAGGCUCAGGCUGACAAGCAUCGCAGAGCAGCUCCGUCCUAUGUUGUGGGGGACAGGGUUUUGCUUUCCACGCGGAAUAUUCGUCUCCGGGUGCCUUCUAUGAAAUUGGCUCCCCGCUUCAUUGGACCUUAUCGUAUUAUACAUAAGGUUAAUCCUGUUUCUUAUGCCUUAGGCCUGCCUAAGAAUCUACGUAUUCCUAAUGUUUUUCACACCUCAUUGUUGAAACCUUUCGUACGCAACCGCUAUACCCGGCAUACUCCUCCUCCCCCUCCUAUCUCGGUGGAGGGUCAUGAGGAGUUUGAAGUGUCUGCUGUUCUUGACUCUCGUUUCCUUAGGGGUCGACUUCAGUACUUGGUACAUUGGAAGGGUUAUGGGCCUGAGGAGCACAGUUGGAUUUCGGCUGAUGCUGUCCAUGCUCCCCGUCUUGUGCGCUCUUUCCAUUCUCGUUUUCCUGCCAGGCCUGGUCCUACCCGCCCGGGGGGCGUGUCCUCAGGGGGGGGUACUGUAGCGUUACUUACCUUAACCGGGGGCCGGUCGCGGUCCUCUCUUCAAGCCGCGCGCGGUCCUGCGGCUGCACGAGCCGCGCGCGGCUCAUCCGACUGCUUCAGAUGGAAGGCGGGCAGUGACCGCGUGGAGCGGUCACGUGUCCCGCCUGAAACUAAGAGCGCGCCGCGAGUCUCGGGCGCGCUCUUAAAGAGACAGUGGGAACCUAAUUGCCAAAAGGCUCCCAUUGGCUCCUGUCAUACCACACUCCCUGUACAAUUACCUAUAGGGGGUGUGGAAGUGACAGGAGCCAAUCACUUUGGUUUAAAAGCUAUUUAACUUACCUUUUUCCCUUAGCUCGUUGCCCUAUCGUGGUUUCUGUUCCAGUUCCCUUUAGCGCUUGUGGUGUUCAGUUGUGUUCUCUCGUAUUGACUUUGGCUUCGUAUUCUGACUUCGUUUUCGCUUUAUCCUUAUCUGUACUGUUUGCCGGCUUGCUGUUUUCCGUGUACCAGACCCGGCUUGUCCUAGUUUACGCUGUCUCUCUGUGCCCUUGACCUCGGUUUGUUCCUGGCUCUGUCUCCUCUCAUAUACGUCGAGUCCGGCCAUUCUAAGGUCCGGUAGACGUAUCUCUCCUCUGUAUCUGCCUCUGUUUAGCUGGAUCCUGCGUGUAGGGGUAUAUUCUCGUUACACCAAUGCAGACAGAUUUAUACACACUGACACAUGCAGACUGACGCACACAGACACUGACCCAUUCUGACACACAUACACACAGACUGACCCGUGCAGACUCACACAUACAAGCACACAAACUGAUGCAUACAGACACACUGUGACCCAUACAGACACACACUGAUCCAUACAGACACAGACAGAUCCAUGCAGACACACUGACCCAUACAUACACACACAAUGACCCAUACAUACACACACAAUGACCCAGACAGACACACACAAUGACCCAGACAGACACACACAAUGACCCACACACACACAAUGACCCAGACACACAAACUCUGACCCAGGCAGACGCACACUGACCCAGGCAGACGCACACUGACCCAGACAGACACACACUGACCCAGACAGACACACACUGAUCCAUACAGACACACACUGACCCAGACAGACGCACAUUCUAUGAAACACAUACAUUAACCCUCUUACCUUAAAGGACCACUCUAGGCACCCAGACCACUUCAGCUUAAUGGGUGCCAGGUCCUUCUAGGGUUAACUCAUGGGUGCCAGGUCCUUCUAGGGUUAACUCAUUUUUUCAUAAUUAUAGCAGUUUCAGAGAAACUGCUAUAAUUAUGAAUGGGUUAAGCCUUCCCCCAAAGCCUCUAGUGGCUGUCUCAUUGACAGCCACUAGAGGCGCUUGCGUGCUUCUCACUGUGAAAAUCACAGUGAGAGCAUGCCAGCGUCCAUAGGAAAGCAUUGUAAAUGCUUUCCUAUGCGACUGGCUGAAUGCGCGCGCCGCUCUUGCCGCGCGUGCGCAUUCAGCCGGCGGGGAGGAUCGGAGGAGGAGAGCUCCCCGCCCAGCGCUGGGAAAAGGUAAGUUUAAACCCCUUUCCCCCUUCCAGAGCCGGGCGGGAGGGGGACCCUGAGGGUGGGGGCACCCUCAGGGCACUAUAGUGCCAGGAAAACGAGUAUGUUUUCCUGGCACUAUAGUGGUCCUUUAAUUUCACAUAGCAGUGCUGUUUUUGUAUUUCAGGAAUCUUGGGUCAGUUUCCUGGUGGCGGAUCGUUCUCCCUGUCUUAGCCCCACUGCUAUGCUCCUGCCCAUUUCGCCUCACUUACAGGGCAAGGGGCGGGAACAAGCUAAUAAUGCAAUCUUGCGUUGCCACCGCAAUGGAUGUCUGGGAGGGGGCAAGGCAUUGUGAGCUGAGGUCAUUUAUGAAUGCCACCGGACCAGUGUUCUACCGGGCGCUAGUCAGCAGGCAUGUAAGUACUCCCUAGCGCCCGGUAACAUAGCCGGGGGCUGCUCUAAAGAAUUAAUACAGCUCUUGGUAGGGGGGCGGCCAAAUGAGCAGUAAAUCCACUACUGGCACACCCCCUUUAAGCAGCACCCUAGGUGGCCGCCUAAUUGGCCUAUAGGAAGCGCCGGCCCUGAGAAUAGUCAGAUAUUGGCCUAGGUCAGAACUGGAGACAGAUGGAAAAACGAGUAUAACAGAAAGUCAGUUACCAGCAAUACUAAGGGUAAAGGAAUGCACUCUCGGGCUAACAAUAACCAUGACAGGGCAAUGAAGAGAGAUGUGUUAUAUAGACCCCUGUGCCUUUGAUUGGCCCAUGUCAAGUGUGAUGCUAAAAUAAACGCGACUAGUGUUAUGUGGGCAAAGAGUACCACAAGACGUAGACAAGACUUGAAUAAAAGGAGAGAGACAGAGCAUUCCGCAUCAUUUCCAACACUGGAAUCGCUAGAUCGGGAGAGAGCUCCCAAGACCGCUGAAGGAUGUCUGGCAGGUAUGUCACAUUGCCAUAGAAAUUAGAGAUGAAUAAAUGGCAUUUGGCUCCGUUAUGAGUAUAUACUUAUUAAUUAUCAUCUUUGAUGUGAACAGGGAAAAAAAGGAAAUUAUGCAUGAAUUCAGAGCAGGGUUAACCAUAGGUGGCUGCUUAGGGUCCAGGUACCUGGACAUUACGCAGGUAAUGCAACUGCAGGAUGGGAUCCUGAGCAAACUGAUUUUAAUCACUUGGAUAAUGAGAAAUGCAGUUUUCAUUGGAGAGAUAACUGUUUUUCUUGUUUGUUCCAUUUGGAAGUAAGCAACUCCUUGAUGGAUUCCUUCAGGGGAAAUGCAAGCUUCUGCUUCAAGUCUGCAAAUGUACAUCUGUUGCUUCUGCUUAGGGGCUCCAACACAAAGUUCCACUAAUUUUCUUUCCAGAUAAAUACAUUUAUCCACCAUCAAGGAACUUUGUAGCACUUCCAUCUCACUCUCCAACAAAUCUACUUGAUCCAGAACAUUAAAGUGACAUCAGGGAACUAACACACCCACUUCUGAUGACUCUCAGAACAACUUAGUCUAUCGGGCUCCAAGUUUUUUUGUUUUUGUUAUUUUAGUAAGGGACCACCUGGCAAAUUACCAGGAGUAUUUGGGGAGAAGGAGAUGAAGAUGACAAAUAGAAGAGUUAGAUAAUCUUCUAGUUGAGGAAAUAGCUAAAAUGACAAUGAAGGGGGAAGUUAUCAUCAUGGGUGACUUUAAUCUUCCUGAUAUGUACUGGAAAACCAAAAUAGCUGCUUGUGCCAGGAGCACACAUAUUCUAAACUCCCUACUGGGAUUGUCUCUAAAGCAAGUCGUUGAAGAGCCAACUAAAUUUAGUGUUAACAAAUGGAUAUUUGGUAUCAGAUGUUACUGUAGGUGAAAGUUUAGGAUCCAGCAAUCACAAGUCAGUGUGGUUUAAUAUAAGAACAGUGACUGAGUCACACCACACAAAAACAAAAGUUUUAGACUUUAGAAAAACAGACUUUUCUAAUAUUAUAAUAUGUGUAAAGGAGUCAUUAUCAGACUGGAGCAAUUUAAAUGUAGUCCAAGAGAAAUGGGAUUAUUUAAAAGUUGCACUGCUGAAGGCAACAGAAAGUUGCAUUAGACCUGUCAGUAAAAGCGAAAAAUUCAAGAAACCACUGUGGUACUCCGCAGAUGUGGCCAAAAUAGUAAAAAACAAAAGGUUAGCAUUUAGUAAUUAUAAAAAAACCCAGAGUGAGGAAGACAGAAUGCUCUAUAAGAUUAGGCAGAAAGAGGCUAAGCAAGUUAUAAGAGCUUCCAAAUCACACACAGAAGAGAAAAUAGCACAGCCAGUAAAAAAGGGAGGAAAAACAUUUUUUAGAUACAUAAAUGUGAAAAGGAAAACAAGGAUUAGUUAGAUUAAAAACAAAAGAAGGAAGGCAUGUAGAAGAGGAUAAAGAUCUAGCUGAUUGCCUCAAUUAAUAUUUUUGUUCAGUAUUUACAGAUGAAAACAAAGUCAUUUGUUACAUGUGAGUUUACAGAGGAAGAGGUUAUAUUUCAUGCAAAACAGAAACCCCAGGCUAGAUAAAUCUAGACAAGCAGUAUAUUAAGGUGUACGGAGAUAGUUAAGGGCAUAACCCUGGGGAAUGAAUAAUGAAAAUAAAAUAGAAAAGAUAGCUCCAAAUCAAGGGAGUCAAACUAUUUCGCUAUAUCUACCUCCUGCGUAGAAAUCAAUAUAGGAUAAUAAACUUUAUUUCACAAAAAAAUAUAUAUACAUAAAACAAUAAAUUGUGCAGAAAAACACACACAGUGAUCAAGAGUAAACUAAAAAGACUGCAGUAGUUAGUCUCACCCUUGCUGAAAGUAGCUAUAAUAGGGUGGUCCAGCCCUCUGUUUAAUAGGGUACUAGUCUCUUGCAGAAGAUAGAGGUAAUAUAAAAUAAAGAAUGAUAAAGAUCUAGCCGAGUUGAUCCAACAGUACAAAAUCAGUAGUUACGAGAUCAGCGCCGAUAUACAGAUACACAACCUUUCAGCCCCUUGUCUUUGAACUCCUAUAUACCAAACAAUUACAUUAAUCUGCAGUUUGGGACAUUUUACCUGGAAAGGUUUUCCAAUCAGAAUUGGCGUUACUGACUUUUCCAAGUGUCAUCUCCCUACCAUGAAGUAUGACCUCUGAUGAACUGUAAUUUGCUGGAUAUUCCAGAUCCUUUCCAACAAUUCUGAUCAGGGAAGAACAUUACAUUAUAUAUUUAAGUGUAAAAAAACACCUUCUUUUAGAUUGGAGACAAAAGAAGUGUGCGUACAGACUGCAGGACAUGGCAAAAAAACUAUGUGGACCUCAGAAAUGAAGGUUCCAUUUACGGGUUUUGGUCCACCUCUCUUGUCCUAUUGGUGUUUGGGGAGGUGCUAACCAAUUGGUUUAUGCUGCCUUGGGUUAGCCAGAGAAAAAGUCUUUCUGCUAAGAUGAAGUAUAAUUUCUAACGUCUAAUUUGUAUACAAAUAAAUCAUAUGAAUAUCAAUAUAUUUGUGAGCACAGGUCACAAACAGAAAGUGCGAUGAAUGCUUGGAACUAUAAACAUUUUAAGCCUUUUUUAUUUAAUUCACUAAACAUUGAAUUGUCCUUAAAAUUCACCAAGGAAUUGAAACUGUAUGUAGAAGUAGCCGAACUGAAAACAUUCUCCAAGUCAAGUGUCUUUCCAGCUCAUCGAAAGUUGUCAUUCAUUGGCGAUUUCCCCAAAAUUCACAUUUUAAUGAAUAAUCAUAUCUGGUAAAGUAAUUGCAAUGGUGUUAUUUUCAAUAUAUAUAUAUAUAUAUAUAUAUAUAUAAAAUAUAUUUUUUAAAACACUGAACAUUUUUUAGAACAUGUUAAUUUAGCACAUUUCCAUUGACAUGUCCAUUAAAUUUUAAAGGUUAGUAUGGCCGAGUAGAUUUGUAUAUGUCUGAGUAAAGCAAGUCGUGGUCUGGACCUUUGCAAUUCGCUCCACAAUGAUUAUUUUUUAAAUAGAUUAAAGGAUAUGAAGGACAUGUUUGCAUAACUAUAUGAGGCAUGGCAUACAUUAUGAAUAAUUAUCAGGUCUCAAAAUUACCUUAAUGACCUGGCAAAGCACCACCAUCAAACGAAACAAAUAAUGGAAAAAUGAUUAAUUCUCCUUACGAUGCUUUCUCCUUCCUGCCACAAUGAAGAUUAGGAUUUGGAGCCGCACAAGAGAGAAUGCUGAAAGGUUUGCAGAGGCAGCGGGAGGUAAAAUACGUAUCUGCUCAACACCACAAGAAGCAGUGACUGGCGCUGAUGUAAUUGUAACAGCUACAAUGUCCACAAAACCUGUGUUGUUUGGAGAUUGGGUCAAGCCUGGGGCCCACAUAAAUGGUAAAAUACUGAGAUGAUGUGCAUCAGAGAAUGUAUCACUGAUAAUCUUAUAUUGUUAAGGACUCUGGUAGAAAAUGUAUUGUGCUUCUGAAAUAAGUAUUUUUUUAAUAUUAGUUGUAUUUGCUGACUAUGAGUAAUAUUAUGAGAUAAUUCGUUAUUUAAUACAAGUUGCAAUGACAUUAUACAUUCAUGUAUUAAAUAGGCUCAUAAUAGCUCAUUUUUCUUAAUGUUUCAAAAAACCUUUAGAAGUAAGAAUUUUGCUUUAUUUCCCAAUUCAAACAAUAGAAGAAAAGGAAAAGACAAUCCUUCCCAUCAUGGAUUAUUGCAAAUGUUUAAACCAAGGAAUAUUUAAUAACAUGGGAAUUGAGAAUUGAGAAUUGAACUGUAUCUGUUUGUCCAAGCUAGCUCUUUUCGGUAAGUCCCAACUCCUAUCAGCCAAGCUACUACUGGGGCCUCUGUCUAUUAUUAUUGCCAUUUAUAUAGUGCCAACAGAUUCCGAAGCGCUUUACAAUAUUAUAAGAGGGGGGGGAUUUAACUAUAUAUAGGACAAUUACAAUAAAACUUACAGGAAUGAUAAACAAGCUUACAGUCUAUAGGAGGUGGGUUGUAAAACACAAUAGGACAAGAAAUUGCAAUCAAAUAAGGUGGGAAUGAAGCAGAGCUGGAGGAGAAAGAGACAGGUAUGUAAGGUAGAGGUUACUCUGGGAGGUCAUAAGCUUUCCUAAAGAGAUGGGUUUUAAGGCACUUCUUAAAUGAUUAAAGACUAGGGGAGAGUCUGAUGGGGGUAGACAGGCUAUUUCAUAGGAAAGGAGCCACCCGCGAGAAGUCCUGCAAGCGUGAGUUGGUCGUACGCGUGCUAGCGGUGGACAGGAGAAGGUCACGGGCAGAGCGGAGAGACCGAGAAGGGGCCUACCUAUGGAUCUGUGAAGAGAUAUGAGGGGCUAGAAUUGGUUAUUGCUUUAUUGGUAUGGGUUAGCACUUUGAAUUGACUCCUAUAGGAUACAGGAAGCCAAUGUAAGGACUGACAGAGGGGUGAGGUGUGAGAGGACUGACUAGAGAGGAAAAUCAGUCUGGCGGCAGCAUUCAUUACAGACUGUAGCUGGGCAAUACAGUUUUUCGGAAGACCAAUUCGGAGAGGGUUACAAUAAUUCAUGCGGGAAAUUACUAGAGCAUAGACAAGCUCCUUAGUAGCAUCUUGCAUAAGAAAGGCACGGAUGCUGGCUAUGUUUUUAAGAUGGAAUCAACAGGACUUGGUAACAUGCUGGAUGUGAGGCCAGAAUCAAGUAAGACACCAAGACAGCGCACCGGCAAGGAUGGACCGAAGUGGAUACCACUAACUUGAAGGGUGAGUGAAAGAGGAGGAUCAAUAUUAGGAAGAGGAAAGACAAGGAGCUCAGUUUUAGAGAGAUUUAGUUUCAGAAAGUGGGAGGACAUCCAGUCAGAGAUGGAAGAAAGGCAAGCAGUGACACGUUGCCGGACGGUAGGAGAGAGGUCCGGGGAUGAGAGAUAUUUCUGGGUGUUGAUCUCUCAGUUGAUCUCUAAGUAAGUAUGUUAGUUGAGUGGUAACAUCAAUUUCAUGGAUUCCUCCCUACCACCAUUUUUUUUAGUGAGGGGCCAAGUCACCAUGAGGUCCUUGUGUAGCGGCUUACCUUAGUUGGGAGACCGGUAGGCAGAGAUAUAUGCUCACCCUUGCAAAUAGACACAGACCAAGGUGGUAAAGCAAGAAUUCACCUGGCCUGUGAGUCUGUGCACGGGGGCUGUGCAGGGAUAUACUCUAAGUCGCAGUACAGGCAAGGACAAGCAGAAGAGUAGCCUUGUAAAGCCGUAGUCAGGGGAAGCCAUAGGUCAGAGAAAUCGAUAAGAAGAGCCGAGGUCAGGAGCCAGGAACAAACUGGAGAACAAACAAGCUGGAUACUCAGAAACAGGAACCAAACAGCAGAAUCAGAGUCAAUGAAUUGACACUGCCCUCAGGGAUAGGCAGUGCCUUAUACAUGGCUAAUCAGUGAUACUUUACAGCUGGACCAUGAUUGACAGGAACAGUCACAGGUUAAGUCCAGACCCCAGUGCUGGAGACAUGGCAAGGAUAGGUUUCAGGCCAAGCCAAGAACACAGGCAGGAACACAGGCUUAGAACCAUAUAGCACCCAGGUUUAAUUCCCCUCUUGGGCACUUCUGGGAUGACCUUGUCUGGCAGUCUGGGUGUCACGUCUCUGGCCCUUAGCAGUCUUUACAUACAAUAGGUGGAGUGUAUCUGGUCAUGUACAAAAUAUAUUCUAAAUGAUGAGAUGGUCUGCAAAAAGAACACAGAGAACAAAUCCUAGUGCAAUACUGUCAAUAUUAAAAGGUACACUGUAUAAACAUAUGGAUGUACUCUCACAAGAUUAGAGCCAGUGACACUAGGCUCAAUAACUGGGCUUUAUGGGAUGUUUGUAGGGAUCCCACUCCCUCUUCUGUGUCCUGGCUGGUAUAUUGCUUUACUCCAAAUAGUGAUCCACCAGACCUGUAUAAUAGUGGAAACAGUAAUUUAUUGGAACAAGAUAAAAUGCAAAGAUGCCAGAACAAAAGUAAGUUUCAUAAAAUCUUACAAACCAAAAUGCGUUUGUGCUCUCUGGGAGGCUUCUUCAGUUGUUGCAUGGAGUCUUUCCAAUCGUUUGUCCUUUUAAAUACUUUGUAAAUCGCAGCCGUCCUGUACUUCCUGCGGUGUAGGUUUCUUGCGUAUGACGUCUACAUUGUGCGCUCACGUCCAAGUGGAAUGCACCGUGCAAAUGAAACACAUUGUUCAGUUCCAUGGGCGGUGUUUUGCUGACGUCGCUUAUCCUUUUCGGAACACCUCCUCGUAUUGUCUGUGGUCCGAGUGAUCUCUCACGCACAGUGCUGUGACGCAACACUGCGUUCCACAUCUGAUGUUUGGAGCCCAAUGAGAUCUUUAAUGUGAAAUGUUCUAUAAAUAGUUUUCUCAUAACGUCCAUAAUAAUGUAUAAGAACAAAAGUGAACAAAGAAAAAAACAUAUAUAUUUGAAUGUACAGUAAUGUGCAUUGAUAUGAAUACAUAAAGGUGUUCAAAAUAAUGUGGUAAUAGCAUAGAAACAUGCACUACAAAGUGUAACCAGUGUAGUGAUAUAAGUAUAAAAUAUACUUAUCUCUAGUUAAAGAAACAGCCUCCCAAGAUCGUUAACCCACCAACGACCUUAUAGUAGUAUAUAGCAAAAACAAAGGAAAUGUGGGAUACGGCUGUGUAAUAUCUAAAACAAGGAAUAUAAAAAAAUAUAUAGUGUAAUACAGUAAAUAAUAAAUGUAGUGCGCCAGAAUGAUGUACACUCACAUGAUAAAGACAUAUGAAGGCGCUCAAAGGUGCCUCUCCGAUGUAGAUGGGUGGCUAUGUAGAAAAAUAACAUUCUCAUGUGGCAGAGUUAGUUAUCUCAAAUAGCAAUAUUUGUGCGAAAAUCCCAUCAAACAUUGUUAGAAUUUAGAGUGAAACUUGUGAUUAUGAAAAGAAUGUUAUUUUUCUUCACUGUAAUUAAACACUCUCAAUAUGAAUACUAUGUCAUAAUUUCAUAUGUAGUGUUUAUAUUAAUUCUGUUUUUUUCUUUUAGUAGAUUGUAACUGCUUUUCUUCCUUUAUGAAUAUCUUAUAUAUAUUACUAUUUGGGACGUCCACAAGAGGGCAAUAUGCCUUAUUCACUUAUUUUCGUCUCCCUGAAAUAAAUGCAUGAUCCGAUGGACACGUUUUCGACACAAAACAAGGGCACCAAAUUCAAGCGUGAAAAAGAUCAGACGGAACUACACACCUGGAAAGCACUACUUGUGCACCUAUAGGAUUGACGGAAAGACGACAACACCCACGGAUCCACCAAUCAACUGAGGGAUUAGCCCUAUAUAUAGAGACUCUAACAGGGGGGUAUUAGAUCAUUUGUUUCAUUUGUGUUUUUACUGUUGUUGGAAUAUAACUGCCAUUGGUCCCUGAGGAAGCUCCAUUGCUGGGGCGAAACGCGUAGGACCUAUAUUCCUUUCUAUAUUUUAUGCUGGUGGUUGUUAUCCACCUUUUUUUUUUUUUUCAAUUCUUUAUUUUAUUUGUGCAUCAGUGAGACAUACAGGGUUGCACAGCCACAACAGCUGGUGCAUGCUUAACAUCAGGUAGAGCUUAACAAUUGUGUGACAUGAGAAAUAAUGCACAUUUUAUGUUAUUGAAAAAUAAGUAAUGGAGUCAGAAGAGCAGUCAAUAGCAAUACAGUUGGCUAGUCACAUGACUCUUUAGGUUAACAUGCUUUAAGUAUAGAUUUUGAUCACGCUUAUUUUGUGGAGUAUCCUCGCAGUACCAUCUAAGCAUCACCACCUUUAUGCCUAUUUGUGUUUGCUUGUAAGACAUACAUUCCAUGUAAUCACGACAGGCCUGAGCAGCGUAAACACAGUAGGUGAGGUAUUAAGAUUCUAGACAUUUAAGAACAGUCUCGUUGAUCAGUUUGUCGCUAUGAAAUAUACAGUGCAAGUAUAGUGGUGUGUGACAUGGGGGACUUAGUGCAGUGCGAAAAUAAUGAGAAGAGGUGGUGAGAAACAAAAAGUCAACCUGGGUGCUACAGACAAAGACAGAACACAGUCCCCUCAGGUAUGCGAUCUUCGGCACACUCCCGUUGCUGAUUUGUAUGCAGGAAGUGAUGGCAGGGUUCCAGCAAGUAGGAGAGUUCGGUAAGUACUGCUCCGUCGGUUUAAGGCCUGGUCCUGUAUCUGGGGGUCCUGGCUGGUGUAAUUCGUGCUGGCGUUGGGUUGCGAUGUGAGGAACAUCCUCUCACGUCUCAAUGUCCAGGAGGGCAGCCGGACCCUGUUGCCUGGCACAAAGGCUUGGGCUGCCAUUUCCUCUGCUGGUGUGGCUAGACAGUCCAGGAGUGGGUGCUCCAGCCAGCAUUUAGCAGUGUUGUGGUUCCUGUCUGCAGGUAGUCAGCUUUUCUAGUUCAGACUGUGAGGCAGCCAUUUUGUUUAGAGAGCCCGGGUGUCCGAGAGCAGACCAAGGUCCGUGGGAUCUGCUCCUGAUGGUGUCAGAUCUCUCCACUGUGGACCGGGAUAACCCCCCCGGGCCAUGGGGGGGGGACGGGGCCUGUGAGGAGUGUCACAGGGUUGCUGUGUGGCUGCUAGAUUAUCGAGCAGGGUGGCGGCCGUCCACCCCGCUUCUCUCCCGCGUAGGCCGCAGGCUCCAAAGCUGUGUAUAACCCUCAGGGUCUCCAAAGCUCCCGAUCUUGGGGUCUGCAGUAGUGCCCACAGCUCCCUGCUCACUUUGCUGUACCUCUAGGCUGAAAUAAGAGCAGUUUGUUCCGUAGUUUUCGGCCCAGAUGGCCAGAUUGUGCAAGAGCCUCUCCCGCACGCGACCGGUCAGCAUGGCUGUCAGGCCCCGCCCCCGUUAUCCACCUUUUUAUAAUACAUUUUGAUACUCUUUACCUCAAUUCCAUUGUUUGGAGUCCUGAUUUGACAUCUCACUGUCUGGAGUGGACAUGGGGACUACAUAGCCACCCAUCUACAUCGGGGAGGCACCUUUGAACGCUUUCAUACGUCUUUAUCCUGUGAGUGUACAUCAUUCUGGCGCACUGUAUUUAUUAUUUACUGUAUUACACUAUAUGUGUUUUUUUAUAUUCCUUGUUUUAGAUACUACACAGCCGUAUCCCACAUUUCCUUUGUUUUUGCUAUGUAAUGGAAUGAAAAUUUAAAAAAAUAGAAUUAAAAUAUGGUAUUGGAAUAUAGUAAUUCCUUAAUGUCUAAACAAUCUUAAAGCAGCCUUAUCAAGGAGAGUGGAAUGAGGAUGCUGAAAAACGUACAUUUAAAAUAUUGUGGCAUUCUCUUCUUAUUCUAAUAUAGUGAAGAACUCUAAAAAUAAUGUCAUUCUAAAAUAAAUAAAAGAAAUCAGAAUUGAGCCCAAAAGGGAUAAGGGUGUUAAAAUUAAAUAUAAAUUUAAUUUCUUCCUUGCCCAACUUAUUAAUGAAGCCCCCUCCUCUCCAAUCUUUCUGUACUUCUUUUAUAGCGCAGAAGAAUAAGCCCUCUGUAUUCUGAUUGUGUACUGGCUUGAAAUGUUGUGAAACCCUGUGAGUUUCUAAACCUUUUUUUAUGUUCCUCACAUGUUCGGCAAUCCUUACAUUGGUUGUCUAAUGGUUCGCCCUAUGUAGAGGAGAUUGCAUGGACAUCUUAAAACAUAAAUGACGCCCUUGGAAUGGCAUGUGAGAUUAUCUUUAACUUUAUGUUUCUUGUUUAUAACGUGGUCUAGAUCUAUUAGGUGUUUUUUCUUACUUUUUUUUUCCGCUCCCACAUCCAAAGAAGCCCAAAAGAUUACUUAAACAGUGGUAAGGUUUUGUGGUUUCUAUGCAAGAUAUUUUUAACAUUUCUUGUCCCUCUAUAGAUUACUUUUGGUUUAGGUGGUAAAAUAUUAUUUAAAAUUGGAUCAUCCCUGAGGAUGUGCCAAUAUUUUUUGUUGGCUUGAUUAACUUUUCUAUUGUUUCCAUUAUAGUUACAAAUAAACAAGGCUUUAUCUUUCCUCUGAGUUUUCUUUUUCUCUUUAUAUUCAAUGAGUCCUCUUCUAGGUAUUUUUCUCACAUUUUCCAAAUCUUUCCCAAGAUCUGAUUUCUCGUAUCCUUUUUCAAUAAAUAGUUUUUUCAAAUAGUUAGUCUGUUCCAUAUAGUGUGCAGUUCCUGCAAAUUGUAUAUUUUUACUAUUUUUGUCUAUUGGUGUGGUUUUAUGGGAUACCACACAGGUGUUUAAGUGUUCAGUAUUUGAUUGUUACACACUGGGAUUUAGUGUAUUUCUGUUUCUAGUGAUAUUAUAUAUUUCCCUUAGCAGUCUUUGAAUAUGUAGUGUAGAAAUGGGAACAGUCCAAGGAUGUACUGAGAUCUUUUCCACUUGGAGUUCAGAGUGAACACCCUUAUUAAGCUUAUUGUAAAUGGCAAAUUAUUGUGAUAUGCUUAUUUCGGCCCUAAAUGUCACACAUCAUCCAUCAUCCAUCAAUCAUCAUCCUUCUAAAUAUCAAUCACUGAAUGAUACCCUGCUGGAAGGUAGGAUGGGAUAGAUGGUUUAACAGACAAACAAGGGUUAAGAGGGAUAAGAGAGCAUGAUGGAUUAGGAAUAGAAAUAUGCAGUUAGUUUCAUUCCAAAUAGAAUUUCGUCUGAAUUUGGCCCAAUUUGGAAGCCUCAAAUUUCAGAAAGAGCAGAAAGCUAAGCAACAACGAACGGAUCCAUAACAAAUUGAAACAAAUAGUUUCGGAACCAUUUGUUUUUAUAAAUAUAGCAAAUUAUUCAGUUAUUUACUACAACUGAAAGAGUAAAAUUAAGUAGAGGACAUAGCAGAUAACUCCAUAAGUUUGUACAUUGUGCCUGCCACAUUCAUUCCCCAUAAGAAAUAAUAGAUGUCUGAUUGGUUAUUUCCCGAUGAAGAGCCUGAAAAUCUCUUCCGGGGUAAAAGGAGAAGACCCGCAAAGGCUGCUAUCAUAAGAACCAUAGCUUUUGCAAGCUUUUUAAAGAUGUAGUCCCUAUGACUACAUGCAUAAAUAAAGCAUGCAUGCAUGAAUCCAUCCAUCGGGAUUGUGUCAACCAUACAGUGAUGUUAUUUUUAGAGUUGUCCUUCUUGGAGUGGUCCUUUAAGAGACACACAAGGUUUAAGGGGAGGUUAUGAGAUAAAUGGGUAAGGUGAAGUUAAUAGUCACACAAUGGUUUAGGAAGUUAAGAAACACAAGGCGGUAAAAGGGGUUAACCGACACAAAAGGGGUAAAAUGGGGAUUUUUGUUUUAUUUCGGGGACGAUACCUGCAAACAAUUCCGUCCUGGAAGCCAAACAGCCUACUUAUAACUCUGAUCCUGCGGCAGGUAUUUAAUGGUGUUUGGGGUCGCUGUUGUCAGAAGGGGCAUUAUGGAACUGUAAACUUGAGUAAAUGAGAAGGGUCAUUUUACAUUAAGAUUAGUAAAUACCUUUAUUUAACUGCCUAGAGAGGAUGGAAUAUUUCUGUGUACUCCAUUAACUGAAAAUGGUUAAAACAAUGAUGUUUAAUAAAGCUUAAUAUAUUCUUUAGUAGGUUGGGAUGAUGUUGACCAUGUCCAUUCUGUUUACUGUAUAUUAGACAGCGCUAGUAUAGCAUUAACCUAAUAAAAUGUAUAAAUGUUGUAAGUUAGGCAGAGUUUAUUGUUUUCAGGCUCUUCCAUAAAUUUCCUAUAUUUAUGUAAUAUUUCAUUACAGCUAUAGGAGCUUGCCGUCCUGAUUGGAGGGAGCUGGAUGACACUCUGAUGAAAAAUAGUGUUCUCUAUGUUGAUUCCAAAGAGGCAGCUGCGAAGGAAUCCGGAGACAUUGUUAUAUCACAGGUAAAAGUCCAUGAAAAGCAUAUUGAUUUGAAAGAUAUUCUCAGAUAAAUGGGCUAAAAUAUGGGUUCAUACGCAAAGAGCAAAUCAAGCUUUCAGUCAACCCCUCCUCCUUACAUCUCAUUUUCAUCCUUAAAGGACCACACUAAUUAAAACAAAAAAAUAAUAAUAAAUAUAACGUGUUAUUAUUUUUUUUUUUAACGAGACUUGUUCCUUAAGCUGUUUAUAAUAAUGGCCGCCAUAUUUUAACUUGAAAUCAACAUUAAACUUAAAACAUUUAUUCCAGUGCUAGGAUAGUCUCCUCGCUGCAGCCUGAUCCUCCCCCAGUGAAGUCAUGAGUCAUGGUGACUUUUGUCCAAUCGGAUGCUUCUCAUUGAGAAACAUGGCACAUGUACUGCGAUCUCUGCAGUCCGCCAACCCAAUGUUUCUCUGCGAAAAGCAUUGAAACCACAUAGAGAAGCACUGGAUGCACACAGUACAUACAUAGUGCAGUGUAACAUAAACAGCACUGUUUUCGGUUGCAAGCCUGCAGAGCCAGCAUUUACGCACCAAAAUCACUUAAUUUUGAUGAGGUGGUUUUGGUGCUUAAACUGUCCUGCUAAAAAUGUGUCAGCUUAUAAGCAGAUUUUGAUUAUUUACUGGGCGGCCAAGGUGCGCAGAUAGUUCAUAAAGCUGACAUGAGACCAUAUGUACUCUAAUGUGAAUUUCUUUGUAUUUUAGGCAGCUAUAAAAGCUGAGAUUGGAGAAAUAUUGAAAGGAACCCAGCCUGCUCUGUCGGAUAAAACAACUAUUUUUAAAUCAGUUGGUGAGUUAAUUUGUCUUUCAUGCAUUUAUGUCUUUCAGUUCAUGAAAUUUAUGAUUUUUUUUAUGGAUAUCCUCACCUGCUGUAAAUAAGGUCGAAGUCCUAGGUAUUGCCGUAAACACUAACAAGGUUUUUCACUACAGCGAGAAUUGUUAGGAGUUUAAGGUGAGUUCAAAGUGGAUUUCAAAUUUAAGGCCAAUGUAGCCAAGCUGGUAGCAUAGCGCACUUAGGGAAUUUUUCCAGAUCUGAUAUUAUGGUCUCCAAUUUGAUGUUCACCUUGAAUUACCCACAAUACUUUGAGGCCUUAAAGUGAACCUGUAAUCCAAAUUUUUACUUACCUUAAAGGGCCACUGUAGUCACCAGAACAACUAUAGCUAAAUGUAGUUAUUCUGGUGAGUAUAAUCAUUGCCUUCAGGCAUUUGAGUCAAGGCAGUGUUUACAUUUCCCCUAGGGACACCUCCAAGUGGCCACUCCUCAGAUGGCCACCGGAGGUGCUUCAUGGCUCAGUGCUGCACAGUAGGCAGCACUGCCAUUCAGCGUCUCCACGCUCUGCAUGGGGACACUGAAUUUUCCUCAUAGAGAUGCAUUGAUGAAGAGGUGCUGAUUGGCCAAUACAGUGUUUGGCCCGCCCCUUGUCAAUUUUAGCCAAUCCAAUGCUUUGCCCAUGGGAAAGCAUUGGAUUGGCUAAAAAUCGGCAAUUCUGAUGAUGUCACCAAGGGGGUGGGGCCAGUGCCAGUGGACCCGCGUGGCACUGGAAAUAAGUUUUAAUUCCUUUUAAGGGGGAUAAUGGGGGAGGGGUAAGCCACCUCAAUAGUGGGUUUAGCACUAUAGGGUCAGGAAUACAUGUUUGUGUUUCUGACCCUAGCGUGUUCGGCUCCAUUUAAUACAUCAUGUAUCACAGAAAUACAUGGUGUAUUAAAUGGAAAAUAUCAAGAUAAACUAACCUCACCUCUGUCCCAGCACCGCUAUCUUCUGAGCCUUGUCGGUGUUACUCUUCGUGUACCACCCACCACUGGUCAUUCCUUCCCACCUCCUCAAGUUUUCUGUGAAUUUUUCAUGCGUUUGGAAGCUUCCCCAAGCAGGGCACACAUCCUGCGUGACGCCGACAUACUGGCUUCAUUGCCAGCAUCCUAGUAUCUGAACAAAGUGACAUAUUCCGGUUCCUAUACUCUACAUCCAGGGUGUUUACAUAGCAACCACAGCACAUGUGUGUCACGACUACUAGUGUGGUCCAGCAUGCAGAAACUAUGUAAACAUAUACAUAAGAAGGAAAAGGAAAAUAAAAGGACAGAGCGUAAACCGGACCUUAGAAUGGCAGGACUAAUACGCUAGAGACAGAGAAUGGUCAAAGGGAAAGCCGAGGUCAAGGAAGCCAGAAAAUACACAAUACCGUUUACACAAGCCAAGUCAGGGGAACCAGAAUUCAGAAUAACCAGGGAAAAGCCAAGAUCAGGAUACCAGGAAAAUUUAGAUUCACAAAGAUAAAGCACUCUCAGGAAACCAGGAACAGGAAACCAUGACAAGGCAAGGUACUGGGGAGAGCUAGGGAUUUAAAUAUCCCUCUCUAUGCAUGUGUGUGCGUUGACGUCGUGACGUCAUGCACACGUUAUUAUAAUUUUUGGAGACGCGGUCAGCGCCAUCUUUAAUUUGGGCGCGAGGCCCGGAAGACCUGGGGGAGCGGUUGCUGGCUCGCCGAUGAGCAGGUAAGCUCGAGCUGUCGGCGAGGCCGUAUCGGUUGGGCGCAUGGCGGGCCGGCGACCGCAACAAUGUGCUGUGGUUGCUAUGCUUGGAAGAACAAAAGGAUCAUCUGUAGGGGGUCUUUUCUGCUUUCCAAUGUCAGUCAAAUCUUCGGCAUAAAGUGUAAGCCGAAGAUUUGACUGACAAGUGGGAGAAAUACUUAUUUGUAAAUAGGUUUUUGUCCCGAUCUAUACAUUUGCUAUCAGAACUGCCAGGACAAUGUAUAGUUUAAACUUGAUGUUCUUUCAAAAGAGCAUGAGUAGUUUGAGGCAGAAUUGAGGUUAAAAAAAAAAUCUCCAUUUCACUUUGCAGUCAGUAAUAGGCUAGUGUUGUAGUGCUGAUUGCUGAUUGCUAUUUACCAUUUUUCUCAAAUGGUAGAUCAGUGACUGAGUUACUUAGUACCCAACAUCAAUGAUAGCUGCCCCUUUACUAAUAAUUAUUAAAUAGAAACAGAGUUUUAGGAAGGGCUUUUUCUAUUAUUUUUUUUAACAAGUGUUAAAAAAAAUAAAAUAAAAUGUUUGCUUUUUAGUUGGUGUUUAGUGAGUGAGCUGGAUCUUCUAACUCCAGGAAUUACAAUAAUCUCGUACCCAUCUCAUGUCACUCUUUUAAAUCCUCCUUCCAUACUGCCCUCUGGAAUGCACUCUCUGUUUGCAGUGUUACUAAAUCCACUGCUGUGCACGACCUUUUCAUCUCUCGUUCCCUAGCCUUAACAGAAACAUGGCUCUCUCCCUCUGACACCGCUACCCCUGCCUCUUUAUCCUUUGGUGGUCUUCAAUUUUUCCACAACCCAAGACACUCUGAAAGCAAAGGUGGUGGUGUAGGGUUUCUGCUCUCACCUCACUGCUCCUUAAAACCUCUAACCCCCCCCUUCCCUCUCUUUCCCUUCAUUUGAAUUUCAUUCCAUUUGCCUUUUCAAACCCAUCUCUGCUAACAUUGCCAUUAUCUGUCGUCCCCCUGGAUCUCCUCUCCUUGACUCAGUGGCGUAAGGGGAGAGGCAUGGGGGGGGGGCGGUCCGCCCUGGGUGCCACUCACUAUGAGGGUGUGCAGAGCUGCAGACCAUGUGUCUCGCGAGCACUGCCCAAUCAGAGCGUUGCCGCGGGUUACCACGGCAAUGCUCUGAUUGGGUCUCGUGGAGCUGCAGACCAGAAAUGACUGCCACCGGACCACCAGGGAGCCCACCGGACAAACAGGCAGCCCCCUCUGGACCACCAGGGAUUUAAGGUAAUUUUGUAGUCCCCCCUGCAUCACCCCCCCUCUCCUCAUCACAUCACCCCCCUCCCUCUCCUCAUCACCCCACCUCUCACAAUCACUCCCCUCACAAUACCCCCCCUCUCCUCAUCACCCUCAUCACCCCCCUCCUCUCACCUUCACCCCCCUCCACUCACCUUCACCCCCCUCCCACUCCCUUCACCCCCCCCUCCUCUCACCUUCACCCCCCUCCUCUCACAAUCACCCUCCCUCCCUCUCCCAAUCCCCUCCCUCUCCUCUCACCCCCCUCCCUCUCCUCAUCACCCCCCUCCCUCUCACAAUCACCCUCUCACAAUCACCCCCCCCUCACAAUCACCCCUUCACAAUCCCACCCUCUCACAAUCACCUCCCUCCCUCUCACAAUCACCCCCUCUCACAAUCACUCCCACUCCCUCUCACAGUCACCCCCUCCCUCUCUGUCACUCCCUCCCCCUCACCCUCCUUCACCCCCUCACAAUCCACCCCUCCUCAUCACCCUCCCUCCCUCUCUCAAUCACCCCCCUCUCUCUCAUCCUCACCCCCUCCCUGAGCUCCUUCUCACUUCACCCCACUUGCACCAUCCCUACCCCCCUCCUCACUCUCACAAUCACCCCCUCACAAUCACCCCCCUCCCCUUCUUACUGUUUCUAUGUAACUGCAUGUGUGUACCUAUGUGUCUGUGUAUGUGUGCCAGUGUGUGUGUAUAUGUAAAUAUAUGAAUGUAUGUAUGUAUAUGUGCAUACAUCUCAGCAUCUCUUGGUUUUCCUCCUAUUUCUCCCAAUGCUCAUUCAGUGUCUCAUUUUCUAAUGAUACCGCCUUCCUUCGUCCUGUCUCUGUUGGAGUCCCCCAAGGCUCUGUACUUGGUCCCCCUCUAUUUUCUCUUUAUACUGCCUUAAACAAACUUACUACCUCAUUUGGAUUCCAAUACCACCUGUACGCUGAUGACACUCAGAUAUACCUCUCCUCCCCGGACCUCUCCUUUCUUCCAUCUCUGAUUUGAUGUCCUCCUGUUUUUUGAAACUUAAUCUCUCUAAAACUGAACUCCUUGUAUUUCCUCCUCCUAAUACUGAUCCUCCUCUUUUGCACGUCCUUCAAGUGAGUGGUACCUACAUCAGUCCAUCCUUGCAAGCACGCUGUCUUGGCGUUAUACUUUAUUCUGGCCUCACAUUUGAGCCUCACAUCCAGUCUGUUACCAAAUCCUGUAGAUUCCACCUUAAAAACAUAGCCUGCAUCCGCCCCUUUCUUACACAAGGUGCUACUAAGGAGCUUGUCCAUGCUCUAGUAAUCUCUCACAUGGAUUAUUGUAACUCUCUCAUCCCACAAGUCGUAUUGCCCCUCUACAGUCUAUAAUGAAUGCUGCAGCUAGACUGAUUUUCCUCUCCUGUCGCUCCUCUCACACCUCUCCCCUCUGUCAGUCCUUACAUUGGCUUCCUGUAUCCUAUAGGAGUCAAUUCAAGGUACUAAUCCACACAUAUAAAGCACUGACCAAUUCUAGCCCCUCCUAUAUUUCUUCACUGAUCUGUAGGUAUGCCCCUUCUCGGUCUCUCCUCUCUGCCCAUGACCUUCUCCUGUCUGCUGCUCACAUGCGUACGGCCAAAUCACGCUUGCAAGACUUCUGAUAGGUGGCUCCUUUCUUUUGGAAUAGCCUGUUUACCACCAUCAAGCUCUCCCCUAGUCUUCAGUGAUUUAAAAAGUGCCUCAAAACCCAACUCUUUAGGAAAGCUUAUGGCCUCCCAGAGUAACAUCUACCUCACAUACCUGUCCCUUGCUCUCUCCUAAAGGGCAACACUCUACUCUCUCCUCCAGCUCUGCUUCACUCCACCUUGUUUGAUUGCUACCUCCUGUAAAGGAUCCCUGCAUACGUGCAGCGAUGAUCCUUGCAGCUUCUCCCGAAAUCCCGCUGGAACAGAGUGAUUAUAGCUUCCAAUUCCCCAAACAUGAGUCGAGACUUCAUGAAGGGGUAAAACGAUCUGAUUUACUGUGGGCUACCCGCCCGGAAUUUAUGCAGGUCUUCCACCUGGUGGACACUCCCCUAGGGGACCAGAUGGAAGACUGGGACAGAAGUAAUACAGUAGCCAAUCACAGUGGCUAUAGGAUAAACACUCCCCUUUACACAAAUCACUCCUUCUUUCCCAUCCUGGAGAUAAUUAGAUUAAGGUAGCAAAGAGGGCUGUAAUUAUCUCCAGAAGUAAAGAAACAUGCCUUUUUAUAUUUAGCAAAAACAGAAUAAAAAUACAUAACUUUCUUUUUAUAUAACAUAAACUUUAAGUUCCACACAUCCCCAGAUAGCUUGGAUCUGAGUGCAUAUUCUAGGCGAAUAGCGCUCAGAUCCCACGAACACAGGUCCCAGAAUCGUCGACUGAAGUUUGGCUGUCCUUGGCCAUUCGUGUAUUUGUAACCGAUUGCCAGUCCUCUAUUAUAGCUAUCUGGGGUCAGCCACGUUCGCAUACUUUAAUGCGCGAAUGAAAUAUUAUCCCUUCCUUCGAAUGGUUCCACCGUAUGAACGAGGAUGGGUGAAGGUAGCAGCGGCGUUCGACAAAAUAGGUCGCUGAAAUCAGUUCCAGGGAAUCCUCGCCAUUUGCCGCUGCGCGUUCGACAAAACCAAAAUGGCGAUUGCCACGUGUUCGGGAGGUGAACGCGGACCACCCGCUAUACCAAUUAGUUUGUGGUUAACCGCAACAGUCAGGGUGGUCAAUGAGCGCCACACGACCUCAGUGGGAGGUCGGUGGUUCGGUAGUUUGUUCGCCUUAUUUGACAAUUUCACGAAAUCCUAUGGUAAUGUUCCAAAUAACCGAACAGGCUUGUUCGUGACGGCUGUGAAUAGGGGAUUUCGUUACACCUCCUGUCCUGUUGUGUUUACGCUCCACCUCCAAAGACUGCAAGCUCAUUUGAGCAGGGCCCUCUUCAACCUAAUGUUCCUGUAAGUUUUUGUAAUUGUCUCAUUUAUUGUUAUAUCUCCCCCUUUGAUAAUAUUGUAAAGCGCUAUAUGCUGGCUCUCGCUAUAUAAAUACCAAUAAUAAUAAUAUAUAAUAAUAUUAUUUGUGGAUUUUGUAAGCCAGUGACUGAGCACCCAAGUCCAAAACACCGUGCCACUCUUUGGACUUUUUAACUAUAUGUAUAUAAUAUAUAUGUAUGUGUGUAAUAUGCAGAAAUUACUCAAUUAAGAAGGAAUAACUUAGAGUACACGUGUUGGAAUUUUUUUAAACGUUUAUUUACAUAACAUCAGGAAGUAGAGCGUAGUCAAUACAAUAACACAUUUAAUUAUUACAAUUCGUAUUAAACUUCUAUUUUACUUUCAUUUCAGAUUUUUAUUUUGUCUUUUUUUAUUUUGUAGGUAUGGCAAUCGAAGACACUGUUUCUGCAAAACUUGUAUAUGAUUCUUGGACAAAAAAUAAUGAGAAUUAAUAAAGAUUCAAUUCAUUUAGCACUCUUCAGGCUAGUAAAAAUUAACGCACAGGUUAGAAAAUGACAUGUGAUUUAAACAGCAAUUGCCCCAUUAAUUUUUUAAUGAUUCUUUUUUAACGCAAUAAACCUUUCCCUGUUUCUUAUUGAAUGAUGUACAAGACAAAUAUAUAGCGCACUGCAUAUCAAAAUGAUAUCUAAUUUUCUUUUAUUAAAUAAAUACUUUUAAAUAGUUUUGUAGAUGAGAUUUGUACAUUUCAUAAAGAGAACUAAUCAUUGUUGUAGAUGUGAUACAAUGCUAGUGAAUGUAAAUACAUAUAUAUAUAUAUAUAUUAAUAUUAGACAAAUCAUUUAAUUUUCUUGUGUUUGGACAGAAAAUUUUCACUCUUGCAUUUUCCUGGAACCAAACUGAAAACCGUCAAAUAGCAUCUGCUUUUUACAUAAUACAAUACCUAAUAUAAAUUCCUAGCUCAAUGUCUUAAUUCUGGAGCUAAACUGGGUAAUUAUCAUAACCAGUAUAUUUACACAAUUGUGUUAACUAUAUUUCUGUAUAUAAACUUUAUAUGUAUAUGUUAAGUAGAGCAUUUUGGUGAUGUGAAAUAUUGGAUUGUAUGUCCAAAGAAGGAAACCUUGAUCUUAAAGGAACACUGCAAACACCAUAACAACUACAGCCCACUGUAGUGGUUGUGGAACCAGGAGUGCCCUGGUUCCAAGGUAAAGAGUUAGACUUAUUUUAGUAUGGUUUGACAACUUAACUGGGUCUUGUCGGGUGCCUGUGGCUUUAUACCUUGAAUCUGUUCCUCUCAUACCAGAGUGUUGUGACGGCUAGGUCUGUUAUAGAGCACUGGCAGUUUAUAUGACCUUCUGAUUUAUGUAAUUGAAAAUGUAAUUUAGAACUAUACACCAGAGGACUAGAGUUCUAUAAAGGAACUGUCCUUUCUAAAAAAGAAUACUUGGGAGGUAUGUGAGUCUGCCUCCUGUAACUUGAGAUUACAAAUAAAUCUCUGUUCUCUGUAGAUUUAGUUGAUUUAAGUCAAGCACAAACUAUUACUGUAAAACACUGUUUAAAAGGAUGGAAAGAAUAAUGAAAUAUUUUGAUUUGAAUUCCAUUUUCUUUAUAAUUGUAAAUAUCAUCAAGUCUGUUACAUGUGCUGUGUAGGUAGUCCCACGCUCUGCCUAUUAUCCUGACAUCUGUAAUCAUGACUAUGCCUGUUUAAAGCAAUUCUAUAGCAUAGGAAUACAAAAAUGAGAGUUUUGGACCUUAUGGGUCUCUAUCGGAAGUAUGGAGUGAUUCUCAGGGAACCCCAGGUAAGAAGUCAAAGUAUUCUAACAUAUUUGACUACUUACAAUUGGGAUAGGGGUGGCCCUAGAGGACUAAUUGCACCAUAAACACUACUGCUUGUUGUAGGGAUUUUGGUGCUUGGAGUGUUCCUUUUAAACUUGUUAGAAUCAAUUACAUUCUUUACGGUCAUCAUAAUAUGUUUGUGCAGACCUUACGUCAAGACAAAUUGUUAUGCUAAUCACUAAAUUGGCAAGACAUGGCAUAUUUAAAGGAACACUGUAGGGUCAGGAACACAAAAAUAUAUUCCUGACCCUAUAGUACUAAAAACACCAUCUAGCCACCCGACACCUCCUUGCCCUGCCUAAAUAUAUUAUACUCUUACCUUUAUUCCAGUCUGUUGCUGUCUCUGCACCUGAUCUGCCUGCUUGGUUGUCAUCAUCAGAAGUGUUGCUCAAUACCAAUCACAAUGCUUUCCCAUAGGAAAGCAUUGUACUGAUUAAAGGACCACUCUAGGCACCCAGACCACUUCAGCUUUAUGAAGUGGUCUGGGUGCCAGGUACCUCUAGGAUUAACCCUUUUUUUUAUAUAAACAUAGCAGUUUCAGCGAAACUGCUAUGUUUAUUCUGAGGGUUAAUCCAGCCUCCAGAGCCUCUAGUGGCUGUCUCAUCGACAGCCGCUAGAGGCGCUUGCGUGCUUCUCACUGUGAAAAUCACAGUGAGAGCACGCAAGCGUCCAUAGGAAAGCAUUGUAAAUGCUUUCCUAUGCGACCGGCUGAAUGCGCGCGCGGCUCCUGCCGCGCAUGCGCAUUCAGCCGAUGACAUCGCUAGCAAGGAGGAGAGGAGGAGUACAGCUCCCCGCCCUGCGCUGGAGAAAGGUAAGUGUUUAACCCCUUCCUCUCCCCAGAGCCAGGCGGGAGGGGGACCCUGAGGGUGGGGACACCCUCAGGGCACUAUAGUGCCAGGAAAACGAGUAUGUUUUCCUGGCACUAUAGUGGUCCUUUAAGACUGUCAAGGAGGAAGAUCAGGGGCAGAGUCAGCACAUGCCUAUAGUGUCCCUUUAAAGAUCAAAACUUUUGAUAUCAUAAACAAUCAUGGUUAAUACUAGUUAAAAUUAUUUUGUUGCACUCUGUACCUGUCAGUUCAAUAAGUAACAUUUGUGAAAGUUACCAGGUUUAUAGGAGAUUAACAACCUCAAACCAUAUUCAUGCAAAAAAUAGAAGCGACAAUUAUGCUGACAGAUACAAACAGUAAUUGUUUGUUGCUUAGAUGGUGUAAUUCUACAAUUUCUAAAGGACAAUGCUCUCCAGCUAGAUGACAAUUUAGAAGAGAUGAAAACCGAUAUGUCUCUUGCAGUUGAGGUAGACCAUUAGAUAAUUAUCAGCUUUUUGCUCUAAUUGUUUCUUUAAAUAAAUGUCUCCAUUAAUUUGAAGAAUGAAUGACUACUUAAAAUCUUACAUUGUUUAUAAGCAGGUCAUUACUCUAAAUGUUCUUUUCUUCACAUCAUAAAAUAAAAAUCGAUUGUGUUUAUCUAAUUGUUACAUCUUUACCAUAUGACGGUUUCAAUCAAAAGUGACAUUUCAAUAAUAUGUACGUAAUGGAGAUUAUGCACAAUGUGCAAGGUGAAUUAGUUCUGUAGGUGGUAAAUCAUAUUAAAAUCAAAAGGCAAAAGAUGAAAUGUAAUAAUUUAUAUCAAUAUAUCAUAUACGCCUCUAACUCUGCACUCUUAUUAAAUUGAAAAAAUUGAGAAAUUGAGUGGAGGCGUUUAUAUUAUACUAGGCUAGGAAAAGCCAAUGAUUGGAACUUACGCACAAAUUGUUAAAAUGUGUGUGCUAAGAGGUAAUCAUGUGCAUCACUGACAUGAAGCAUAGAUUAUGUGUUUCAAUAUCUAAGGAAGCUCCAGACAAUGGGCUGUGACAUGGUCUUGCAUAUGCAAAGCUUUAUGAUAAACUAACACAUAGAAUAAAUUACUGAUGCGAAUAUAUUGAAAUAAGGAAGUGUGGUUUAGAAUUUGGGUUAGCAUAGAAGUGUGGUUUAGCAUAUGGUUAGGAAGAAAAUCUGGGGAUGUUCUGCCUCCAGAACAAAAUAUUUUUGUGGUAUAACUUAGGUAGGAUUGAAUGGCAUAACAAUGGAGUUUAAAGAACGGGAGGUGACGAAGAAUAUGAGGCAUGGAAUUCUGAAAAAGAGAUGGUGGCAUAACUGUAAGGUAGAUAAUUUGUUUCUCAUGGGACCUUCAAAACUGGAAAUUUAAUUUAUGGAGUUGGAAAAUAUGCCAGAAUAUUGACUAGCCACAAUAUACUGAAUAUAAUAUUGGAUAUUUUAAAGAACAUGGCAAAUUGGAAUGUUAUAGUUUAGUGUCACUGAUCUUUCCUGGUUUAGCCAGGGCUUGCUUUCUUUUAUCUACUGCAUUGAGAACCUUCUUUCUUGGUCCAAGCUGUAUGUUAAUGCUUUGCAAGUCUUCGUUAGAACACAUCAAAAGUGAAUCCAAGUCAAUUUUGUCUCUCAUGAGUAUGCCGAGUAAUUCAAGUAAACCAUGUGAUGCCAAAAAGACUUGAAGAGGAGAUGUCUCCCCUUCCUCAUCCAAUUCCAUCUCAUCUUCAUUCCAAGUUAUGUUGAAUCCAUUGUCCGUGUCUAAGUCAUUACUAUUCUCUGCCUCGUCUGUAAACAACUCAGUUUGAACUUUGAAACCAAAAUCAUCUUGAAAGGUGGACGUACUGUUGAAGUUAGUAUUAGCAUCAGCAGCUAGAUUCCUCCGGAAAACUAUAUUCCCAAGACCAGGGCGAUUGAAAAUAGAUUCUGUUGUAUCUGAAGAGUCAUCUCCAAUCUUCGUGUUAUCUUCAUCAUUUUCAUUGAAAACAUCCAUUACCUUAGUACGAUGGCCACUGCUAUUUUCAUCCUUUUCAAAGAUUAUGUUGCUUGUUGUUCCUUUAUCUAGUGUGUUUUUAUCUUUCUUUUUUAAUUUCAGCUGCAGUGUGUCCUUCAAUCCCUUAGUUAGGGUGGACAUGGUAGAUGGAGUUGAGACACGAGCACCAGUAGAGCUUGGUAAAGUUCCUUUGGAACUUAAAGUUCCAGUAUUUUUUUUUGUAUGGUUCUUGUUCAUCUGACUCUGAUGUCUGUCUUGUAGCUUUUCACAUUCCUUAAUCUUCCUCUCGGCAUCUUUAGUAGCUUGCUCUUUCAAUCGUGCAACUUUUUUGGGGUUUAAGGCUACUUGUUUAUUGGCAGCUCCAUCCAGAAUCCGAACACAGUCUGUG
Molecule: messenger RNA, 50586 nt
Organism: Pelobates cultripes (western spadefoot toad)
Lineage: Eukaryota; Metazoa; Chordata; Amphibia; Anura; Pelobatidae
Source: the annotation of a GenBank genome assembly